Homarus americanus (American lobster) is the source of this 48347-nucleotide messenger RNA. Its product is annotated as nesprin-1-like. Gene Ontology annotation, cellular component: meiotic nuclear membrane microtubule tethering complex; cytoplasm; nuclear outer membrane. NCBI's taxonomy places the organism in Eukaryota, Metazoa, Arthropoda, Malacostraca, Decapoda, Nephropidae. Bases 31 to 46452 code for a protein of 15473 amino acids. Gene Ontology annotation, biological process: nuclear migration. The transcript is spliced from 68 exons. Gene Ontology annotation, molecular function: actin filament binding. The record is from RefSeq and is a predicted model, not a curated record.
GAGCAGGAGAGAGUGCAGAAGAAGACCUUCAUGAACUGGAUCAACGCUCAUUUAGCUCGGCAUGUUCCACCGCUGAAGCUAAAUGAACUGAUCGAGGACUUGAAGGAUGGCACUGCGUUGUUGGCCCUGCUGGAGGUGUUGUCGGGAGAGAAGUUACCUAUAGAGAAAGGUCGAGUCCUCCGCCGCCCGCAUUUCCUUAGUAAUGCCAACACCGCGUUACAGUUUCUCCAGAGCAAGAGGAUCAAACUGGUCAACAUCAACCCGACGGACUUAGUGGAUGGUCGACCGUCCGUGGUGCUGGGGCUGAUAUGGACGAUCAUCCUAUACUUCCAGAUCGAGGAAAAUACCCGUCAGCUGGAGCGUCUGAGCCAGCUGAUGGAGCAGGAGGCAGGCACGAGAAGCGACUCCCCCUUCUCGGUGGCGUCGUCGACGGAGGGCUGCACGAUAUCCCGCGACCGUCCCCCCUCCGUCACUCGUCGCUCAGCCGCUGCAGAGAAGUGGAAGAUGGGCGCUAAGAAGGCCCUUCUCGAGUGGGUGCGUCAGACCGUCACCAAGAAGUUUGGUAUUGUUGUAAAUGAUUUUGGAACUAGUUGGCGAGACGGUAAUGCGUUUCUGGCCCUCAUACACUGCAUCAACCCGCGACUUGUUAACAUGCAGACUAUGACCCAGAUGACCAACAAAGCUCGCCUCGAGGCUGCCUUCCGCAUCGCCGACAAGGGUCUGGGCAUCCCCCAUCUAAUCGACUCUGAGGACGUGGAUGUGGACAAACCCGACGAGAAAUCCAUUAUGACCUACGUUGCAGCAUUCCUUAAUAAGUUCCCUGAGCCGGGCACCACCAUAGUUCCGCCAUGUACGAGUCCAACACUGGAAGCUGCAUCAUCAGGAGACAUGUUUAGUGAGAUAGAGAUGGAGUACACAGAACUGACCACGUGGCUCUCUCACACCUCUAACUGGCUCGACACGCUACAUGACCCCGCCACACACGGCAACAUCAACUACGAGAGAUUCAAAGCCCUCAAAUCCGAAGCAGAUGAAAAGACGGUGAUCUACGAGAAGCUGCACAGCUUGGUGGCGUCUCAGUCAUCCAUGAUAUCCAUCACGGCCGACUGCUGGGCUGACAUCACAGCCUCCUGGAACAAGGUGGCGGUUCAGAUGUCACACUGGACGUGGCUCUUGGAUGCCUCUCUCCCAGGUGCUCUCGGUCCUAUUGGUGAGUGGCUGAGCCGUGCUGAGUCCAUGCUGGGCACAGAGGACAAGCUCUAUGGAAAGAAUGAUGAGAUUGCCAACCUACUGAGUAAAAAGAUAGAAGAACACAAGACAUUCUUCGCUGAAUUACCGUCAAUUACCACCAAGUUCGAGUCCCUGAAGAGUACCUCAGAUGCAGCCACCAUCCCGCAGCAGCAGCUUGAGUACAUGGAGCUGAGACUGAAGACCAUCGCCCCUCGUGCCGCUCAGAGAAAGAUAAAACUCAAGUACCUGGAGCACAGACACUGCCUGGUAGCCUUCCUGAUCCUAGUGGAAGCAAAAUUGAAGACCUGGGCUGUGAAAUAUGGCAAAGAGCAAGAAGUUCAGCAGAUCCUCGCAGAGUAUCGAUCCUUUGUCGGAACUCGAAAUAUAUUCCAAGAAUUCGACCGAGCUUUCCAUGAAAUGCAGCAAGUGUCUGAAGCUUACAAGAAAGAUUCCAAUUUAAGUAAGGCCGAGAGUGAUGGCAUUGCCAAAUUCCUUCUGGAAAUGAAUGAGCGCUGGAAGAACGUGUCGGUGGAGCUGAGGUGUAUCCAGAGUCUCCUGGAGGAGGUCAUCACCUACUGGAAGAAGUUUAUUGAGCUCACACAGCAGUUUGAGUCGUGGUUGGACCGGGCCCUGGCCAUGGUCAGCCUGCCAGAGGAGGACAAGAUGGAUUAUUUCCAGGAUCUGGGAGAGUGGAAGGAGAGACACGGUGAGAUGAACGAGACCGGCAACUUCCUGGCCGCUACGUGCCGGCAAGAAGUAGCACAGGAGAUCCGGGAGAAGCUCAUCAACGUCAACACCAAAUGGGAUGAACUGUUCCAGUACGUGCAGCAGUACCUCCAUCGUGGCCAGAUAAUUCGAACCAAGAACGACUACCAGUCCGGACAGGACCGGCUAGAACUGUGGCUUGAGAAUGCUGAGGUCAUUCUCAAUUCCACAAACGUAUGCACUGUUGAGGCAGUGAAGUCGUACAGAGAGCAGCUUAAGAAACUGAACACUGAGAUUGAAGAAAUGGAGCUGCUCUUCAAAAAUAUAUCCAAGGACUUCCAGGCUCUUGUCCAAGACCUGACACCUGAUGAGAUAGAGAAGAUGAUGUGGUCUCUCAAGCAAGAAAAGGAAGAGCUUGUCAGGUAUCGAGCAGUCAUUCCCCAGAAGAUGUACAUCACAACUCAAAUAAUAACUCAGCUGGAGGCAGUAGACGGCGGCAUUGCUGAGAUAAGUCGGUGGCUGGAUGAAGCAGAGGCCCUCCUGGACUCCUUCACACUCCACAGCACAAAUGAACACAUGCAGGACCAACUUACCCGACACAAAAGUGAAGAUCCCGAGUCACCCUUUUCCUUCACCGGCAUCAAUGAGACGGCAAGGAACCAACUAGAGACGCACAGGGCCUUCUUCUCUCGUCAACUGUACUACAAAUCGAUGCUAGACACUAAAAACCGAGUGUAUCAGAGUCUUCUUCGGACAACAAACGGAGGAGAAAAUCUCAAUGUACAAGACCUUGAGGAAAAGAUAAAUAAACUGAAUGAGAGAUUCACUGAGUUGACCGCUACAUCAGUAACGUGGGAAACUCGCAUGAGUGAGAGCAUCCGCUGUUGGCAGAGCUUUAAGGAAUGUGAAUCAGAGGUCACUGAGUGGAUCACAAGUGCUGAGAAGUUAUUCCAGGAGAAGGCCAUCACAACCAAGAGCUAUCUGGAGACACACAAGGACUUUUUCAUCAAUGCCCCUGAGCACCUCCUCCUGAAGGUGAUCGCCACUGGACAGGACCUGCAAAAGUACGUUGCUGAGUCAGAGCAGGAGGCUAUCGACGUGGCCAUCAAAAGUAUACAGAAUCGAUGGGACGACGUCAUGUGUCAUGCGCCCCUUCACCUACUCAAGUUGGAGUUCCGACUAGAUGAAAACACCUUCCAAAUGUACGUCCGUGAUAUUGAGAAAGAACUGGCCGGCGAACAGAACGCAUACAAUAAAAGUGAAAACGUCGAGGCCAUUAGAAGAAAGCACGAGGAGUUCUUUGCUGAGGAGUUGGUGUCACGUAUAGAGGAAUUAUUAGACAACAUGGACGUAUCAAGUCACGAAUAUGUAAAUAAGAAGAAUGACAGAGGCCUUGUGGAGGACUGCCAGCGAUGCACGGGACAAUGGUUAGAGCUGCAGACUCGUAUUGGCACUAUGGCCUCUCAGCUGGACCAGAUCCCAGAACGUUGGAGGGAAUACGAGAGCAAAGUCGAAGAAACGGUUUUGUGGAUGGACGGCGUCAACGACUGUCUAAAGGAAGUCAACAGAGAGACGUCCAAAGCUGAGGACUAUGAGAAACUGAAGGACAAAUUUGUAGCCAUGUGUGGUGAUAUGGAGUCUCGUCGGGAGUCUAUGAAGUGGCUGGUUCAGAUGCUGGAUUCCUUAAUCACUCAUAUCCCGGAGGAAGACGGCCAGUAUGAACAGCAGAAAUUAGAGUCGCUUAUAGCUCGCUACAAGGCACUCGUCCCCACCAUUGAGUCGGCCCUAAUCCGUGCAGAAACCUACACCAAAUGUUACCACUAUCGUGAAGAUAUUGAUAAUGUUGUUGCAAUCCUGGAAGAUGUGAGAAAACAGAGUGAGAAAGAUACCCAGCCGGAGAACCUGGAGUCUGUCACACAGUUGAUUCAGCAACAGGAGGGAACAGUUCAACGGCUGGAAAACCAAAGGGAUAAUAUUUUUUCAACAAUACAGAGAGGUAAAGACCUUAUAAGGGACCAGAAUGCACCGCUCUUUGUCAGUGCGAUGUUACAGACGUUGGAGGCUAAGUGGAAUGAAGCUUAUAAUGGUUCUGUUGAUAAGCUCAACAAACUUAAGAAUACACAAAAAGUUUGGUCUGAUUACACUGACCAAAAAACUGAAAUUUUAAAACUGAUCGCUCAGGCUGAAACAGAACUCUCUAGCAUAAUUUUACAUGAUAAUCCCCAACAGGUAGCUAAUGAACUGAGUAACAAGCAGGAAAUGAAUGAACAUCUUAAUGAAACAACUGACCAGAUGCUUCGUAAACUGCACAACCAUUCAAGUAAUCUUGCUAAACUGGCCAAUCCAGAGAAAAAACCUUUACUUGAAAAGGAAGUUGUUGAAAUUGAACAGCGCAUGCAGAUGGUGAUUGACACAGUUUCUGAGAAGAUUGAAUUCUUGGAACAGUUAAAUGUGAAGUGGGUUCACUUUACCGGCACAUUACAAGAGUUAAAAUCAUGGUUGAAUAAUGCCCAGAAUGUGCUGGAGCGUCUCGUUACUCUGGAAAUGUCUCCUGAAGACCGAGACUCUCAGACAGAUGACCUCAAGGGUAAGAUUAAAGAAAAGAUGGCCAUAAUCAGCACCCUGGAGGAGGAAGCUGAAGAACUCUUAGAAGGAGAACCAUCAAAUGAUGCGCUACAGUUUAGUGCUGAACUCGGGGAGUUGAAACUAAACAUUGCCACUCUGGACAAGCACACAGAAAAGCAUUAUGAGACUGUCCGCAAUGAUCUGAAACAUUGGAAAGAGUAUCAGAAAGGAAUUUUAGAAAUCAAGCCUUGGUUAGAGGAAGCAGAAACAAAGGUUGCCCUUGGCAUGGGCAAACCAAAUUCAAUGCAGGAGGCUAUCCAGUCCUCAGAUACAGCCAAGGAAUUUGAGAAAGAAUGUGACGACUGUUUGGAGAAAUUGCGCAGUGUGUCAUCAAAGAGCGCCCAGGUAGCACGUAUAUGUUCAGUUGUGGAUGAGAUUGAUGCCCUCCACUCUCGCUGGACUGCACUUCAUGAUGUUGCCUUGCAGUGGAGUGAAAGGUCAGAAUCUCUUCUUGCAGAAUGGGAAGAUUUUAAUUAUAAAUGUGAUGCUGUAUCAUCCUGGGUGCAUCAGAUGGAAGAGCGACUAGAGAAGGUGAGUGAGUACGCUCCAACUGUGAUGCGUUUAGAGGAACGCGUUGCCAGCCUGAAGGACAUGGUCAAGGAAGUUGGUGAGAAGCAGACAGAUCUUAUAAAUCUCACAGCUGUUGGUGAUCAUAUUUCCUCUGGGAUGGGCACAGAAGGAAGUGCCACCGUCAAAUCCACUGUGAUGGACCUCAAGAACAUGAUAUCAAAGUUGAGUGAUGAAAUGCGUAAACUAAAAAAUGAAUUAUCAGAUAUCAUGGUCGUCCGUCAAGAAUUUAUUGCCAAAGUUGAAAAACUUGAGACGUGGUUGAAUGACUUCAGUAACAAUUUAGACGAGCUUGAGGAUAUUGACGUAGAUGAAUUAGACGGAUGUCCUGACCUUGUUCAUCGUCUGCAACAAGAACACGAUGAAAAACAGAACGAAGUGACAUCCCUCGCAGAGGAGUGCCGUGACGUGGGCGAUCGUUGUACAGGGCAAGAUCGUGAUGAUUUGUUCACUCAGUUUGAUGAUGCAGAAGCUCGAUUUGAAAAUUAUGGAGAAGUGAUAAUAUCUAAAAAACCAGCGAUCCUCAAGUGGCGAGACUUCUGGGAGUGGCAGGGUAACACAGAUGAUGCUCUGAGAGGGAUUAGUCAGCAGCUUGAUGCCAAACCCAAUAUUGAUGAUUUAUCUCAGAUGAGAAAGGAGUUGGUGAACCUCCAAGAACAAUGUCGCUCAUGGGAUGAUGAGUCUUCCUACAUCAUGGACCUCUGUAGAAAAAGUUCUAUGGCUAUCAGGGACCCAGAUACUGGAUCUGCAUUAGAUAUAGAAACAAAAGUUCAAGAAUUUAGGAAGAGGAUGGAUGUAUUGGAUAGCCAUCUUGACGGUCGACGGGAUCAGCUACAACAAGUUAAUAGCCAAUGGGAAGCAUUCCACCGAGUGAAGAACCAGUUGUCCGAGUUCCUGAAUGGGGUCACAAGGAGAGUUACUGACAAGGACCUGACACAAAGCACAUAUGGAGGAGUUCAGAAUUUACUGGAGGCUGUUGAAGCUGCCCUUCAAGAAAUGCAGUCACAGCUGAAACUGAAAGACAAAUUACACGACUUAGGACGUGAUUUAAUGUCUAGUGACUCAACUCAGUUAGUGUCUGUUCAGAAUGCUUUGACUGCAGCAGAUGGAAGCUGGGAUCGUGCUCAGAAUAUGUUGUAUGAAAUGCAGACCAAGUUCACUAGCAUCACUUCCCUCUGGAGACAGUGUACAGAUGGCCGAGAAUACUUACAAGCUGCAAUUGCAGAGUCUGAACGAAAUAUUGAGAAGUUAGAUUGUAAACCUUCAGAAGCCAGUGGUGUACAGACCAUGAUGAACCUCUGCAAGAAGACAACUGAUGCCUUGCGCCGAACAAGACCUCAGCUGGAGAAUUAUAUUUCCAAAUCACAACACCUGAGUCAACAGCUAGACAGCGAGAAAGGAUUCGACUCCAGCACUGUCCGUCAACAGUCACAAGAGACUCAGAGUAAGUGGCAGAGUAUGAUGGACCUUCUUAACCAACGCUCACAAAAUCUAGAAGGUCAGUUGGUCCUCUGGAAGCAAAUACUAAACGGACGUGAUGAAAUUCUCUCUUGGCUCAGUGACACCUGCGAAGCUCUAGAUGAAACACAGGUGGCACAUGAAAUGGAAGCAGCUGCUGAAAAGUUAGAAAAAUAUAAGAAUGAACAUUCAAACUACGAGAGCCAUUUCCGUAGCCUUCAGAGUCGCGCCAAGCAGCUAGAAUCACUAAAUUCUGGGACCUCUCUGGCUAGGAUUGAGGAAAUAAUUAGUACCAUUACGUCAGAAUUUGAACAAACAGAAUCAGCCGCCUCCAAACUUGGCACCUACCUGGAUGACAUGAAGGAGCAAGAGACGACUGUAUAUGAAGACAUAAAAGACAUCAAUGAAUCACUGACUCAGAUUCGCGACAGACUUAUGAAAUGUGAAGAUAUUACCGGGGAUGACAAGAAAAUUCUCGCACGCCUUGAAACUGCCAGGAAAAUCGAGGUCGAGUUGCAGCAGUAUAGCGAGAAGAUUAAAGAUGUGAAAACAGAGAUUGAGGAGUUGAAGGCAAGUUUCAGGGGUUUUGAGCCCAGUAAACUAGUGAAGGAAUUCACCGGACUACAGAAGAAAUAUGAGGGAAUAUUAGUACAGACAGCCAAGGCAUGCAAGAGUCUGUAUUACGUUAUUGAGAAACAUUAUCGCGAUCGACUCUCUGAUGUACAGAGGUUUGUGGCGGUUCAUCAAGAGAAGAUCACUUGGUGUCAGAAAGAACCAGGCAGUGAUAGAUAUGGCGUGGAGUCUAAGAUUGCUGCUCUCUCAGAUGUCAGAUCAAGUCUUAAGUUGGGACUUGUCAAGAGGCAAGAACUUGAAAAUUGUCAAGAAUUGUAUGAACGUAUAGUUAGCCCUGAAGAACGUGAAAACAUACAGGAAGAAUGUGAGUUAGAAAUCUCUGAAAUGGAUGAGUUGCAUACCAAUCUUAAUGAGUGUCAUGUUGCACUGUCUACCUCCUUGGCUCUUUGGCAGCAGUAUGAGUUGAUGACAGAAAACUUGAGCUCGUGGCUGCGUGAGGUUGAAGCUCGUAUCCGUACAGAGACCACAAACCAGAUUGACAUGACUAUGGUGCAGGAGAAGAUAGAGGAGAUCGAAACUCUCUUGGAGGAAGUUAACAGCAAUGAUGAUGAGGUGAACGAACUCAUGGAGAAGACAGAGGAACUCAUGGAGGUCAAUCCUGACACGAGAGCCAGAGAGUACGCGAACCAGAUAAAGACUCGAGUACAAGCUCUUGUCCAGUUCUGUAAUACAUUCCUUAACAAACUUAACCAGUUAACCAGAGACCAAAAGCUGUACAGUGAGACUAUUGUGAAAAUGGAAGACUGGCUUAAAGACGCAGAGGAAAAGCUUCAGACCUUUGAACAGAUGACCCGAAGUGGAGGAAAACCCACUUUAGCAUACCAGUCUAAAUUGCAUAACCUCAAAUCAUUUGUUGAGGAAAAGAAAAAUGGUCAGCAGCUUUUGAAUGCUGUGGUGGAGCAUGGCGAAUCCUUGUUUUCAGCCAUCACCCCUGAAGGCCGCGAGAAAAUUCGGUCGGACCUUCGCACCCUCCGAGACACUUGGGAAGCUCACCUGGACAAAGUCAAUCAAUUAUACAAGCGUGUUGAGGGCAUCAUUAUGCAGUGGUCAUCUUUUGAUGAUAACUUCAGUCAGGCUUCGAAGUGGCUAGAGGAAAUUCAGCGUCGAGCUGGAACAGAAUUUGACUUGAAGCCAACUUUAUCUGAUAAAAAGGCUCAGUUGCAACAGUACAAAGCUGUUUAUCAAGACAUUAACUCCCAUGAGAGUAUGAUCUAUGGCCUCAAGGAGAAGAUUGAGUUUUUAACCGAUGAUGAAACUUCAGAAACGGUUGAUGACAUGAUUAGUCAGUACCGAGAGUUGGUCUUGCAGACACAGCAGAGAAUUGGAUGUUGUGAGGAGUUCAUACAGCAGCACGAGGCAUACCUCCACAACACAGAGAAGUUCCGGGAUUGGUUGACCUCACAGAAGGCCGAGUUAGCAAUGUGUUCAGAUGUGUCACCGGAAAGCAGCGAUGUCCAAAUGAAAAUGAGCAUUCUCGACACUCUUGAAAUGAGCGAAGAAGAUGGGCAGGCACUUUUGGAUAUGUGUGAGGAGAGCUUAGAGCUAACUCUGAAAAAUAGUGAUUCAUCAGGGCACGCAUCUGUUAAAGCCGACCUUGACGCUCAGCAGAGAAGUUGGCGAGCACUGCAGUCAGAGAUUGCUGAGAGCAAGAGAAAAGUCCUUGGUAUCAUGUCACAGUACAAUGAGUGUGAGGAAGUAGUCCAGGCACUAAGAGACUGGCUGAAAUCUAUUGAAAUUAAAGUCAAAGAUCAGUCUCUUAAGAGCACCCUAGAUGCCAAGGAGAAUCAUCUUGACCGUCUCCGCCAGCUGGAGGAGGAGAUUGCCGAUAAAGCCCCAGAGAUCACCGAGGCCCUAACCCAGGCUCAGAGUAUGGACAAUGAAGGCAAGCACGCUGUCCAGAUUUCUCAGUUGUCCUCUCGUUACCAAGCUCUAAAGAAUGCGUUGAAGGAAAUGAUGAGUCGGUAUGAGCAGUUUAUCCGCGAACACCGCACCUUCUUAGAAAAGUACGAGGAAUGUACUGAGUGGGUUGAAGCAGUAGAUCAAGAUCUAAGAGAACACGCAGAGAUAGUCGGUGACAUGAAGAUCCUGCAAAUGAGACGUAAUAAAGUUGAACAGUUGAUUGAACUUAAGUCAAGCCAGGCCAACAAAGUCGAUGCCGUCCUUGAACUUGGCGAGCGGUUGUAUGCCCACACAGCACCAGAUGGUAGGGAGAAUAUUCGUCAAAGUCUGCGUGACCUACGGGAACGUUGGGAGGCUUGGUGUGAGUCGGUCACUAAUGCUGGAUUAACCCUUGACCAAUGCCUUCAACAGUUUUCAGACUUCUCUGGGGCACAAGAGCAGCUCACACGCUGGCUGCGAGAUGUAGAGCUGGCCAUGCAGCAACACACUGAACUGAAGAAUUCUUUGCAAGAGAAGACCGCACAGUUACAGAACCAUCGUCUCGUUCACCAAGAGAUUCAAGCUCACCAGAGUUUAGUAGAAAUGGUGUGUGAGAAAGCUCAGACCCUCGUCAACCAGACGCAGGACAAGACACUAAAUAUUUACAUCCAGUCCAUACAAACAUUGUUCCAUAACAUUGUACUAAAGAGCAGAGACCUGUUAGAUAAGUUAGACGUGUGUGUGCAGGACCACGCCCAGUUUAACUCACUGUGCAAGAGCUUUGGCGAUUGGCUCAACCUCCAGCGAGAUCAACUACACCUUUGUGCUGACGUGUCCGGCGAGAAGUCGGAUCUCACCAAGAAACUGGAAAACCUGAAGGAUCUAGACACUGUGCACGGUCUCGGAGAUAAGAAGUUGCUGGAGCUGCGGACACUGGGAGAGAAGGUUGCACUGAGCACCUCUGAGCGUGGUGGCAAGGCUCUGAGGGCCACUAUUACCUCCAUGGAAGAUGCCUGGAACCUCCAUAUUGCCACUGUUGGUGAUGUACGAGAAAAUUUGAAUGGGACGAUACAACAGUGGAGUCAGUUCGAAGAAGACCUGGAAAGUCAUUCAGCUUGGUGCCGAGAAUUAGAAUCCUUCUUCAAGGACCAACAGUUGUGUGCCACGCUCCAUGAGAAACAGACACGGAUUGAAGUCCUAACGCAGAAACGAGAGGAGGUGGUGCGUUAUGAACGAGAGAUUGACGUCUUUGUCGAUCAGGGUCACGCUCUGGUGCGAGUGUCUAGCAUAGACCGUCUCAAACCGCUCAUCACUCAGUUAAGUAACCGCUACCAGAGCCUCCACAUCCUCACAAAGGAGGCCGUCACAAAGUGGCGAGGAGUUCUGGCAGAUCACGAGACUUAUGAAGAAAAGUUUGAGGAGAACAACAAGUGGCUGAACACCAUGGAGCAGUCCCUUGAUGGCCUCCUGAGCGAAGCCAAUCCAGAGAGGAAGGAGAGUCUCCUCCAGUACCUGUUGAGUGAGCGGGAGCAGGCAACACACCGUCUGGGAACCAUCACAACCAUCGGUGAGAGACUGUACCCAGACACCGCUACUGUGGGCCGCGAGAAACUCCGCCAGGACUUGAGGGCUAUGCGUGAACACUGGGAGAAAUUAGAGGCCUCUAUCGUGGAGCAACAACAUAAGCAGGAAGCUCAAACUCUGCAGUGGUCCUCCUUCUCAGACAGUACCCAGGCUGCACGCAACUGGCUCGAUAACAUGGAGAAGACCAUCACUGUUGAUCCAUCCAAUUGGCUCUCACUACAGGAGCUACGAUCUAGGCUACUGAAGCUUAAGACAACACUGCAAGACAUCACAUCACACAAGAGGGUGCUGGAUGCUGUGAAGGAGCGAGCCGGCUACUUACUCCAGGCGUCACCGAGCAAUAAGGACGUGAUGUCAGCGAUGGAAGAAGUACAGUCCCGGCACGAAGCGCUCGCCACCAACACCAGGAAGAACAUCGAGGACCUGGAGUGGAUGAUGGACAACCUCAGCACCCACCAGGACCUCACCGCCUCUCAUGGUGAAUGGCAGAAGGACAUGUGGGAGAAAUUACACACAUACACAGACUAUUCUGGCAAUAAGUCUUUACUGCAGCAGCGACUGGACCACGUGUCUGAGCUUGAGGAUGCCAAGUGUGAUGGUCGGAACAUGAUUGCCCAAAUUAGCUCACACGCCCAUCAGGUGCUAGAGAAACUGCCGGCCCGAGCCAAAGAGACCAUGGAGCGAGAGAUCAACAAUAUGAAGUAUGAACUAGCUAAGUUUGCCAGCACCCUAGCUGAUGUUAAGCACGGCCUGGAGGAGCGUCUGCAGCAGUGGACGGAGUAUGAGGGUACCUUUGACAGGAUCAUCUCUUGGCUUAAUGAAUCUGAGGGAACACUCAAGAACUACGGCCCCAAGAACUCCCUCCAGGAGAAGACGGAACAGCUUGAACGCUUCCAGGAAUUCCUGCGUGUAGUAGAUAGCCGGCAUGUGCUCGUACAGGAAUUCAUUGCAAUAGCUGAUAACCUUGAACAAGGGCUGGUGUUUAGCAUCAUGCAGAACCAAGGGGAGAUCGACAAGAUGAGUGAUGACUCCUCUGACCUGAUGGGCGUCUCUGGCGACACCCGGAUCUCUGUCAACAUUCAGCAGAUCACCUCUCGUUUCAAGGCCGUCCAGGUCACGGCCAAGGAAAUCCUAAAAAAAUGUGAAGUAGGAGUGAGUGACCACAAGGGCUUCAUAGACAAGUACAACCAGAGUGUUGGAUGGCUCACUGCAGCUCAAGAUAAGUUAGCCAAGUGUGUGGAGAUGCAGGGAGACCGAACAACCUUACAGAAGAGAUUAGAGAUAGGAAGCGAGUUACUGAAAGAGAAGCAGAAUGCCCUCUCCCUGGUCAACACCACCGUGGAGCUUGGGGAGAAGCUCUAUCCUUCAACCUCCGAUGAUGGAAGGGAAGCUAUAAGAAUUCAACUGGAAGAUCUUCAAGGAGCUUUUGAUACACUUUUUGACAGUUCUGCCACGAUGGAGAGAGACCUUCAGAACAAGAUGGGCCGCUGGACGAGUUUUGAGGAGGCCAGUGAACAGCUGAAGCUGUGGCUGAAGGAGACACAAGCACAAAUGCCCGACGAGAUUGAAUUAAAGACGACCCUUGAUGAGAAACGCGCACAGCUGCAAACUUACCGGAUGCUCCUACAUGAUAUUCUGGCCAAGCAGCAGACCAUCCUCGACGUCCGUGACAAGGCAGAAAUGCUUCCAGAAAAAUCUGAUCGUGUGAAUUCAUUCCUGGAAACGGCAACUGCUCACCACCAGGAGAUGAUGCAGCGUAUUCAGUCGUAUUUGGAGCGCUAUGAGGCAAUUGUCAGUGACCACCAGCAGUACAGUAAGACAGUAUUUGAAACACAGGAGUGGUUAGAUGCCACACAUAACACUGUAGAAAUGUGGGGUGAGUCGGUGAGUGAUCAUAUUACCCUUCAUGCCAACCUCGAGAAGCUUAAGAACCUUCAACUGAGUCUCCCAGAGGAGGAGCCGAGGAUCCUUCAGAUAAGAUCCAUUGGUGAGAAAGUCAUCCCCGGCACAGUGGAGUCGGGUCAGAUCUACGUGCGUAAUCAGAUCGACACCACACAGCAGGAGUGGCAAGGUCUUAUCUCAGCUGUUUCCUCCACCAUAGAAAGACUUGAGGCCACCUUGUACCAAUGGGGAGACUUUGAGUCUAUGAAAGAUGCCAUUCAAAGUUGGCUGCGUGAGACAGACAACAAGCUACACGCAGUGAACCUGAACGUCACACUCGCAGAAAAGCAAGAAACUCUGGAUAUGUUAAAAACCCUCCAGGGUGAAGUACGAGCGAAGGAGCUGGAGAUUGAUCAGUUAACAGAACGUGCCCAGCACUUGUACCAGGGCAACCACUCCUCCCGCGGCUCACAGGUUAAUGAACUCUGUGCUCGCUACCAGCAGAUCUCUACAAAGGUCAAGGACGUCCACACCCGCUGGCACCAGUACGUAACUCAUCACGCCGACUAUGACAGCAGAGUCACAGAAUGCCAUAAUUGGCUACAGGAUAUCAAGAAGAAACUUAGUUAUUGUUCUGACCUGUCAGCCACCUCCCAGGAUGACCUCGACAAGAAGAUGGAAACCAUCCAGGAUCUUCUGUUGUACAAGGAGGAAGGCUUCAGUAAGGUGCAGGGAACUGUUGAAUUAGCUCAGACUGUCCUUGCUAACACUGCUCCUCUGGGACAUGAGCACAUCAACCAGGCAGUUGAAAAACUGCAACAGGACUGGAGUAGUCUUGCUUCCAAGAUGGUGGAGACAAAGACUUACUUGGAUGAAACUAUCCAUCGUUGGGCUGGCUUCCUUGAAAACAUUCACCAGCUACACAAGACCAUUGAACAUGUUGAACACACCCUUUCUGAUGUCAGUCAGUUCCAGUCCACACUCUCAGAGAAGAGAGCUCAGUUGGAAAGACUCAAGAGCCUCGAAGAAAAGCUUCGUUGCGAAAAAUAUGAAGUUGAGAGCCUUAAGGUAAAGGCUUCAGAGAUGCUGGCAAGUGGACAGCAGGCACAAGCAGCCACACAAGCUCAGAACAUUCUUAAGCAGUUUGAGAAUCUUUCUGAUCGCAUCAAGACCCUGCGUGGAGAGAGAGAAACUCAGUACCGUGAUCACCGCCAUUACAAAGAAGCCUACGAUGACCUCCACGCAUUUGUCAAUAGGACACGUGACAAAAUCCCAGCCCUCAAGCAGAAGAAUCUCGGCGAUAGACUUUCUAUUGAGACGGCUGUACAGGCUCUAGACACACUUUUGACGAGACAGGCACAGGGGCAGAUAUUAGUGGAUCAGCUGCUCCAUCGAGGGGAGGUGUUCCUUCACUCCACAUCAUCGUCUGGCCAGGAGAAUUACAAGAAUGAGAUGCGCGCUGUGAAGGAGAGUUUCGAGGAACUCUUCAAGGACAUUUCCAAACAGAAAGAGAACCUUGAAAAGACAGUAGUGCAGUGGCGUGACUACAAAGAUGAAUACGAGAAGCUCUCUGACUGGCUACAGAAGGCAGACGCUGACAUGAAGGCCUACAAGACGAUGCUGUAUGCCAGUAUUGGGGAGAAAACACAACAGGUCAACAAUGUCAAGGACCUACUCGAGAGUCUUGGGAAGCACCAAGCACAGCUGAAAAAGUUGAACGAACUCUCCCAAACAUUACAAGAAACUCACCUCGACGCUUUUGUUCAGAACCAGAUGCGUCAUCUUAAUUCUCGAUACCAAGUUUUAAUCAACAUGGCUAAAGAUGUUUUGAGAAAGGUAGAGGCCAGCUUUGACCAGCAUCGCCAGUAUGAGUCCUAUCUCAACAAGGCCAAAGAAUGGAUCGAUAAUGCUCGAAUGGUUGUGAGGGACUGUAUGGACAUGUCUCCUGACUCGGGCAAGGAGAGUCUCGAGCGACACUUGGAGAUGAUUCAGUCGUUGAUGAAGAAACAGGAGGAAGGACAAGCCUUAGUUCACCAAGCGGUCAACUGGGGUGAGAAGGUACUACGCAACACUCGUUCUGACGGUCGUGACAUCAUUAAUGAGUCUCUUGAAGAACUACAAGGGGAUUGGGACAAACUCAUUAAAAAGUUGUCCAAUGCUAAAGUAACUCUGGAGACCAACCUUCUUCAGUGGGCUGAUAUGAGUGUUUCAUACACCAACAUGCAGCAGUGGAUCAGUGAGAGGGAAGCUAAACUUCAACAACUCACCAAUGCAGUGGCUGCCUCCAGCAAGAGAGGCUCUGGUCUAUCCCACAGAAUUUCAUCCCUGAGCAUCGGAGAACGCAAGGCUAAUCUCCGUCGAACUAGCAGCAUCGUGCAGGACAUUGUGUCAUUUGAGCCAAUGAUUGAAUCGGUUACAUCCAAAGCAACAGAAAGUCAAGCAAGUCAAGUGAAGAAUAAUGCAUCUGAAAUUUCCAGUAAGUACCAUAGUCUUAGCAAACAGGCAAAGGAACUGCUGGAGAAACAGAAAGAUAUGGUCGACCACCAUCAAGAGUUUGUAGAUGCAGGCAAUGAAUUCAUGCACUGGCUCAGAGCUGCAAAAGAAAGAAUGGCCAAGUGUGCCGAGCCAACGGGUGAUAAGGACACAAUCAGCGGUAAAGCAACAAUACUCAAACUACUUCAGAAUGAACAAGAGGAAGGCCAGAAGAAGUUAGAUAAAGCUUUCUCACUGGCAGAGAGGGCGUGUAACUUGGCAGACGAUGAAGAUAAGGAAGUCAUUGAAGAAGAAGUGGCUUUCUUGCAAGAUGAAUUUGAUAAUUUCCUGGGCCAGGUUGGAAAGACGAAAAACCUCCUGGAAAUGGGUAUUGUCAAGUGGACAGAAUAUGAAGACAAGUUCAAAGAGUGUGAAGUAUGGCUGGACAAAAUGGAUGGUAAAGUACAGAGCUACAACAAACUUCAGAAUACAGUCCAGGAGAAGCGGUCAGUGCUGGAAGAGUUCCAGGCCACACUACAGAUGAUAUUUGACUGGCAGAAAACUCUGGAUCUAUUGAACAUGCGGGCCCAGCUCUUACUCGAGACCUGUGCUGACUCACGGGUGAGUAAUGCCGUCACUCAGUUGACUACGAAGUACAACACGUUACUUUCACUUGCCAAGGAGGUGAUGCGCCGCCUGGAGAUGCACUUCCAGGAGCAUCAGCAGCACCAUCAGUUAUAUACCGAGUGCAACGAUUGGAUUGAUCGCACUCGUAAGAAGCUCAAUGAAUGUGCUGGCGAGACCACCUCCUUGGAAGAGCUCGAUGAAAAACUAGCUGGCGUGAAAGUCAUUAAAAACACAUUAGAACAAGGCCAGCAUAAACUACGAUACGUCCUUGAACUGAAGGAACGCGUCAUAAUGAAUACAGAGCAAAUUGGCUCUGCUAGAAUCCAGGAAGAUACUGAAAAUGUACGCAAAGAAUUUGAAAAGCUCAUGUCUGAUAUCUACAGCAUGCAACAAAGUCUUAGCACCAAACUCUCACGACGAGAGGAAACUGAAAAAAUGCACACCACUGUCAAUGAGUGGCUGGAUGAACUCAACACUAAGGCCUGCGAGCAAGGUGUACUCUUCAGUGAACUAAGUGACAAGCGAGCUGCUUUAGAAAAAUACCGUAUCCUUCUGCGUGACAUAGCCGCCCACUUUGACAUGGUGGAGCGUCUUGCAGCGAAGAGAAAUGACGAAGGAUACUCCCAGGAAGAAGUGGACGAAUGCCUCAACAAAUAUGAUUCCAUAAAGAAAAUAGUCAUUGACAACAUCAAGACCCUGGAGGUGUAUGUCAAAGACCACGAGGCCUAUCAUAAUGCAACUGUAGAGGCCAACGACUGGCUCAGAAAGAUUCGCAUCACAAUACAGCAGUAUGCAGACAGUCACGGGGAGAAAAAAGAGGUAAUAGAGAAACAGGAACAGCAGGAGGAUAUUGCAGAAGAGUUUCCUGAAGGUGAAGAACUCAUCGACAAAGCCAUUGAGCUCAACAAAUCAAUACGAAAUUCCACAUCUAGCGAAGGCCACGACCCCCUCCGAAAUGAAGCGGACAGCCUGCGGAUGGAGUGGGAAUCCCUUCAGCAAAUGAGCAUGGACAUUCGCCGCACGAUGGAGAAGUGUCUGCAGACUUGGAAUGAGUUCACCGAGACUUACAAAGAACUGAACACCUGGCUGACGUCCUUCCAACAGCAGGUGUCCCAGGAGCCCGAGGAACCCACUCCAGAGGACCUCGAAAAAUGGAAGACGUCUUUACAGGAGCUUCUGGUGGAGGCUAACAGCAAGAAGGUCCACUUGGAGGUGCUGAACGACCGCUGUGAAGUGCUGAUGGAUUACAGCGCCCACACACCCAUCAGGGACAUGACCGUUCAGCUGCAGUCCACCUACACCAACGUCCUCACUAACUUACAGAGUCUUGUUGUGAUUGCUCAGAAAACUCUGACUGACCACACAGAAUUUGUUACUGCCAAGACAGAGUUUGAGGGAUGGUUAGGACGUUCUCAGGGCACUGUCAAUGACUGCCAGGAUGACACUGGUUCUGAGGCAUCGGUACGAGACAAACUAGACACGGUAAAAAUGGUGUCAACACGACUGUCUGAAGGCCAGCACAUGUUGGGUGUCUUGGCUGAGGCAUACACUCGCGCCCUCAACCUCACUCAAGUCGAGCAGCAGGACCAGAUCCGACAGGACUUCUCAAAGCUCCGCAACGAAUGGGAUCACCUGAACAUCUCACUCAAUUCUACCCUUUCCAAGCUCAAGAGUGCUGUAAACCGCUGGGAAGAGUUUAGUGAGGCACACACAAGACUGGAUGCUUGGCUUGUGGAGGUUGAGGAGCUCUUGGUGGAGACUCCUGACUCUCGGGGUGAAGUAGCAGAGAUGAGGACCUUCCUCGAGCGUUACAAACACAUUGCUCUCCAGAUCCAGGAGAAACAAGAGGAGGUUCAGAACCUUUUGGACGACGCAGAAGAGUUUGCAGACUGGGCGACUGAUGAUGAGAUCCUCAACCGUGUGGAAGAAUCUGAAUCUAAGUGGGAGAAACUCAACAGUCGGUGCAAUGAGAUCAUAACAAAACUAGAGGAAGAAAUUUCAGACUUUAGUGAAUAUCAGGGAGCCCUGCAGGACACCGAGAAGUGGCUCCUUCAGAUCAGCUUCCAGUUAAUGGCUGAAAAUUCCCUUUAUAUCUGCAACAGAGAACAAACUGAAGAACAGAUCGAGAGUCAUAAUGAAGAGUUAGAGGAAAUUGUCGAGUACCAGCAGACUCUUGAUGAGGUGAAGAACAAAGGCCGCAGACAGAUUGAUCGUUACAUUGGUUCUGUGCCGUCGAUUCAGGACAAGAUCGAACGUCAGCUGCACAACAUUCAGGAGAGCUAUAAUUCUCUCUUAGGUACAGCCAACCACAUCCAGAAGCGCUUGAAUGAGUCCCUUGCCAAGUUUGAAGAAUAUGAAGCUACGUUAGAGUCUAUCCAGAAGAACUUAGAAGAGUGGGAGCCAACCAUCGCUGAGGAGAAUGACACAACUAUCCAAACAAUGGAAGAGGCCAAGUACCAUCUGGAGUGUACAAGAUCGUGGCACAGCAAACUAUUGGGAGAGAAAUCUCGGCUGGCCUUUGCUGUGCAGGCAUGUGAGGCUGCCACAGCUUCUAUCUCUCGCCCGGGAUCCCCACAGGAUGUCAUCUCACAGUCCAUCCCAGAGAAUGAACUUGUUGUCAGAGCUAAGCUGGAGGACCUUAUUGAACAGGUGCAGGCACGAGUCUCAACCAUCAGUAACUCCGUCAGUGAACUGGAGGAGCUGGCUCGCCAGAAUGAUGCCAUCAAGAAGUGGAUUGAGGAAUACCACAUUAUUGUGCAAGACUUCAAGAGCCGCCCUGCAAAGCUGCGAUCAGAAGCCUCGUCACUGGAGAUCUCCCAAAUGAACGACCUUCGCUCCAAGAUUAUGGAGAAGCAGAACAUUCUGGAUGAACUGGAGAUAAAACAAAUGAACUUGGCUCCUGACAUGGCUGAUUCUGAUAUACGAGAACAAAUGAACCGCUUGGAAGAGGAAGUAACGAACCUCAUUGACUCACGUACAGUUAUCAUUCAACAGAUUGAGGAAUACAGGAGUAAGCUUCAACUUGUUUAUGGAUGGUUUGACACAAUUAUCAAACAGCUGGAAAAAUGUGACAAGAGCGACAGUAUAGAUUCCUUCAAGAAAUCUGCAGAAGUACAACAGCUGUGGAAUCAGUUUGAAGACGUUCGCACACAACUGGAAGAGCUCAAGAUGAAGGCUGGUGACGUUAUGUUGGAGCUCUCAAGUUUAGACAUCCAACAAGUUGAGGAACAGCUGAGGUCUGUUGAGAAGAAAUACUCAGAUCUUCAGAAGCGCGUUGGGAAGAAGAUGCAGGUGAUCGAAAUGACCCGCAAAGGCUACGAGGACUCCAAAAGUGAUAUCCUCAACCUGCAGAAGUGGGUGAGGGAGAAGAUGGAGUAUACAAGGGACCUGCCACUUCUAGGCUACACCAGCAAGAGUACAGAAGUCAAGUUGCUGGAAAUCAAUGAUCUGUCAAAGGAAGUAUCUGCUAAGAGAAUGCUUCUGGCUCAGCUUGAAAAGGCCAUUGAAAACCUCAAGGGUGAUGUUGAAGAAUCUGAACUACAGAAGCUUGAAACCAUAGUCAGUAAAACUGCAGAAGAACAAGGUGUUUUAUAUUCCACAGUCAUGGAAAUUAAGAACGACAUGAUCGUGUCCUAUGAGGAGCGACGCAGCUUUGAGCAGUCACAAGAUCAAGUACGUGCAUGGAUCAGUGGUAAAACUGAUGAAGUUGUCUGUCCAGACCUUCUGCCUCUCAAGUCUGAAAAUGCAGAGCGUGUAGUUGAGAAGUACAGGAGGCUUGACACCGAGCUGAAGCAAUAUGCAGAAACCAGUGUUGCUGGAUUCAAAAGACAAGGCAGUGCACUGUUCAAGGACUGUACAGAAGAAGAGAAGGACGAACUACACGACAUCUUAACAGAAGUGGAUGACAAAAUGAACAAUCUUCGUCAGACAAUGUCUGGGACUCUAAACCGUCUCUCUAACCUACUUGAAGCAAGGCGUGAUUUUGAGAGAGAACUUGAUAUUGCACUGAAAUGGCUUCAUCAGGCAGAGGUUGCUAUGCAGACAGAAACAAAAAGUCUCAAUACAGCUGAAGUUCUGGCUGAACAUCUCAAGAAACUUGAGACAAUGGAAGAUGAACGUGAGUCAGCAAACAAGCGUGUAACCAGCAUUGCCAAUCUGUGUGAGGACCUCUUACCUUACCUUACUGAGGGGGACAAGUUCAGCUUGGGAGAAAUUGUUCGAGAUCUGCAAGACAAAACAUAUAGAGUGAACUCUUCCAUCAGUGACAAGACAGAACAGGUCCGCAACACGAUCACCCUCCAGCGGCGUAACACAGAACGCAUCGUCCAGAGUGCUCAGACCUUUUCUUCUAUACAAAAAGAAAUCAAAUCUCUUAACAGACCAGUUGGUCGGAACAUAGAAGAUGCGCAGAAUCUCCUAGUAUCAUACCAGGAGGCUCUCAGAAAAGUUAACGAGUUCAGGAAGAGCCUUGAUGACAUGCGUACUGGUUCUGAGGUGAGUGUAGGUGAGAUGCGUGACAUGGUCAAGCAACAGCAGGAGCUUAUUCAAGUACUGGAAAAACAGAUAACAAGGAUACGACAGCUGAUCCUCGUCAGACAGCAGUAUGCCUCUCUUAUCAGUGAGAUCGUUGGAUUUACCAACCGAUACACUACUGUUGUCAAGGACAUUGAACAGACAGAGAAGACGGUUACAAACAAGAUACGGAAAUACAGUGAUGUAAUAACACGAAUUCAGGAAUGUGAGGCUCAGUUGACAUCUGCACAGGAUAAAGGAUCAAUCAUAAGUGAGGAAGGAACUGUGGAGGAUCACAAUGCCAUCAUGGAGCAGUUACAGGUAGUGAAGACCAACCUGAGUGCUCUGCGUCGUGAGGUGGAGAAGAGGCACUCGGAACAUGAGGUCUCGGCCGAGAGUCAUAAACGAAUUCAUAUUGAACUCAACAUGACAAUGGAGUGGCUGUUAGAGCAAGAGUCUGAGUUGAAGACCCGACCUCUUCUGACUUUAGAGGUGGAGAGCGCCAAUGAGGAGCUGGAGACCCACGAGGAACUUGCCUCAGACAUUGAGGAGCAACUAAAGAAAAUUCGAAGCAUCCAGGAGAGAGCCAAAUCUGAAAUUGGUCUUCCAUACAUCCUACAGGAAAGACUGUCUGAGGCAAAUAUGAUCGUGGCAACAUUCCCACUCGAGUUGGAAUCCCGACUCAAGUACCUGAAGGAUGCCAAGAUGCUGCGUCUCGAUUACGAAGACUUCACGACCAAAAUCAACGACUGGAUCAUUGAGGCCCAAAAGCGCAUUAUUGAUGUGGAUGGUGUUGACUAUGAUAAUGUGCGGUCAGACUUGGAGGAUCACUUGGCUUACUUCUCAAGUGAAGGCCUGAUUGGAGAAUCUCUCGAACAGUUGGGUAACAUUGCCGAGAGGAUUGUGCCAUCCUUGACCAGUGAAGACCAAGAUGAACUCACAGAUGAACUCUCAAAGCUUACUAAGGAUCUUGAUAAUGUUACCAAGUCUGCUAGAGAUCACAAGGCUCAGCUGGAGAAGAAUGUUCAGCUGGCACUGGAAUACAACAAGAUCGUAGAGAAGGCAAGAGGCCUCAUACAGGAUGCCAAUGUUAACACCCUGACUGAUGAUAGUGCCAUUAAUGUGGCAGCACUGAGAGUUAACCUGCAGAGAAUUGAUGAAGAGCGUGUGCGUCUGUACGACCAGAGCUACAUCAUCAAUGAUUUUACGGAACAGGCUAAUGAACUUCUCCUGCAGGCAAACAGAUCAAGUCACGUAAACAUUGGCAAUCAGCUGCUGGAAAUCACCAGAGAAUGGAAAGUUGCUUUGGAAAGCAUGGAGAGCCGACGUGAGGCCUUGGCAUCACUCAUCAGUCAGUGGCAAGACUAUGACGUGGCUGUGCGAAGUCUGGAAGUUGGCCUCAACCAACUGGAGCAGCAGCUUACUGAAGAACUUGACCGUGCCACCAAAGAUGACCCUGACAUCGAGAUCGUCAAAGAGACCUUACAGGCAUUGGAGGAGGAGGCCGAGGAGCUGGAGGAGGAGGUUGAGGGCCUAGAGAACCGUGCGGCGGUGGUGCUCCAGUACCUGCACACCGUCAGCGCCGUCGCCUAUGCCUCCGCCAAGGAGAAGUUGGAGAGACUCAUCAGCCGGCACCCCGAGUUGGUCGAAAGCCUCCGAGGUAAACUGUCGUGGCUGAGCGGCGAGGCGGCCUUCGUGGAUCAUCUACAGACCCAACUGGACGACGCGACCAGGGUACUCCACGACGCUGCUACCGAGAUCGCCGCCCUAGACCUCUACCACCACGACCAUUCCGCCGUCCAGGAUAAGCUACAGAGUAUUGGAUUGCGAGUCAACCAAGCAGCCAGCGAAGCCAGGCAUCUUAUCAACAAGACCAAGAGUCACUACAUAACUGAAGGUCGAUCUUUACCACAAGAAAUUGCUAGUCAGCUGUCCAAUCUAGAGUUAGAAGCAGAGAGUGCAGUAGCCAAGAUGGAGGAUGAACACCAGGAGGCGAAGCGGGCUCGUACCAUUCGCUUCGAGUAUCACCGAGACGUGGAGUCGGUGCAAGCGUGGAUUCAGUCAGCUGAGUCGAAGGUGCAGGACAAGAGUGUGGACCCCCACAAGCUGAAGGAGUUCCUGCAGGAGAUUCAUUGUGAGAUUGGUAGUGUAACGGACCAGCUGGAACGCGUGACACGUCAUGGCCACAUGAUCUGUCAACGCACCAGCAAUCAGAGUGAGAGGGAACUUGUGGCCAACACCGUCGCCUCCCUCACCGAGCAGCUUCAACAGGUCAGGAACUGGUUGGAGGACAAGAAGGCUCAGGUGGGCGAUUCGCUCGAGUCCUGGCAGUUGUUCAUCCAGCUGUACAAUUCCCUGCGCAGUUGGGUCGAGAGACAGCGUAACUUCCUCUCUGAACCCCUGAAGUUCGCCACCUUACCUGAAGCUCGCGCCAAGUUGCAAGAAUAUGCGGCUGCCGUAAAGGAUUGCAAGUGGGCCAACAAGCAGGUCUCUGAGAUGACCGCCGAACUAGCCAAGAUUGGCCAGUGUUCCGAUGUUGGCCCACUGACGGACAAGCAAGCGGAGAUGGAACAAGAGAAGGCUGACGUGGAGAGCAGCUUGAAGGAAGUGAUGGCACUGCUUCAGGAGAUGGGCGAAGAGUGGGAACAGUGUGAGCGUAAGUCCAAAGAUGUGGCGGGAUGGAUUGAGAAGACGCGACAGUCGCUAGAUAACCCACAGAACAAGAAGCGCUCACUGCGUGACCAGUUGGCCGCUCGUGAGAAGGCCUUGGCCGAUGUCACGAUCCAGAAGACCAAACUGGUGAUGGCCAUGGAGAAGCUGCAGGUGCACUUCCGUGACCGUAUGUGUGCAGAGGCGCAGGUGUCCCAUGAGAAUGAACAGCUGCAGUUACGCCUGGGGGAGUUACAGGUAGCAGUUAAGGAGGACUGCAAGACGCUGGAGGCGUGUGUUCACCAGAUGGACGCCUACCAACAGGAGAUCCAGCGACUGCGGCAGCAGAUGGUCGGGGUAGAGCAGCAGCUGAGGCUGGUGUCCAGUCCCACCUACAGCCCCCGUGACCGUGACAAGGCAGUAGCUGAGCAGAACGUGCUCCAAGGCCAGUAUGAAUCUCACCAACGACUCAUUGUCGAGCUCACCGAACGAAUCUACCAGAUUGACCCCAGUGCGGUGAUUCCGACCGAGCUAACGCUAGACACGACCGAAACGAGCACUCUUACCUCUUCGCUUGAUACGCCCCCUGAGGAAGAGGCCCAGAUCUCACCCAUGCAACCCAGGACCGUCCUCAACGAACCCAUCUCUCAAGACGUCCAAGUGGUCAUCACCCAGGAGAUGCCAGUUAGUGAAUGUGACAUCCUGGAUUCUGAGGUGAAGACUUUGACGGGCGUGGCGGUAAGGACCGCCACUCAGCAGCAAGCACGCACCGUGAUCAGUACCCCAGAGGCUGGGUUGCAACUCACGUGGGCAGAUGUUGCUGCGGGACGGAAGAGUCCUAGUGUCUUCAGCCAGACCUACAGUGCAGACCCUAUCGUACCCCAAGUUACAUCAACUCAGCAGGUAGUUACACAGGUUGUAAUGAGUCAAGUGUCAUCAUCUCUACCUGCAACGCCGACUCUAGUUGCUGAAUCAAUAAAAGAAGAGAAAAUUAUUGUGGAACCACCAAGUGAAUCCCCCGCCGUAGAAGAACCUGCUGUUGUCACCAGUCAGGCCUCACCGGCUGCUCACAAAGACGAUAAGCAAGUUCGUGACCGAAGGAAUCGUCAGCAACAGUUUGCCAAGACUCAGAAGUCUCAGAGUUUCGAGCAAGAUGCCAAGACUACCCGACGUGUACAACAGCGAGAUCGUCGCUACCGUAAAAAACAACCUGUGGAACAGCAGCCUGACCGCCAGAACCCGACAGAACCGCAAGAGGAAGUCUACUAUGAUGCUCCGAGUCGUAGAAACAGCCAGAGGAGUAGUCCAAGACGUUCCUCUACCAGGCCUAAGCAGAGUCCACAAGAAAGUCCAAAAGACACCCCGAUGGUGACCCCUAAAUCAAGUCCAGCAGAGAGUCCAAAGUCAAGCCCACAAGUACACCGGCGAGAACAAGAGAAAAUGUCAAAAGUAGAUGAACAAGACCAGCCUCUAACCAGUGUUGAAGAAGUGAAGUCAUAUCGGGCUCUGCCUACCACCAUGUGGGAUGGAAAAACAACUUAUGCUGAAAUUCUGAAAGGUAGACACGAAAUGAAAGCAAGACAGGAAAGAGAACAUGAUGUAGAGGAGGCAGUAAUGCUGUCAGACAUACAAGCUCAACCUGAAGUACAAGAAGUCACUUUAACAGAGGUUUCUAGUCAGAUUACCGAAUCAGCUGUACAAACUAUAGCCUCGACUGUGACUGAGUCUUCGACCAGUGUAUGUGAAACUUUAGAAUAUGUUGAAGUUCCUCAGCAGGAAUAUACCAUGCCUGAAGACAUUGUACCUGUAGGUGAGGACGUAGAACCACAACCUGUGACUCAACAGGUAGAAGAGGUGCCUGCUGUGGUUAUGCCACAAUACCCUGACUAUAUUGAACAAACCACUUUCUUACCAGAAGGUGUUGAGAUAUCCCAGCCCCAUGACCCCGCCUACCAACAAGCUGUCACCGCCUCCAUGUUCCAGCAUGGGUACUCCAUGGAUGUACAAACAAUUCAGAGUCCUAUCCAGGCAAUGGAAAAUUCAAUGCAGGGUAUUGUUAUCAACAGCAACAUCGAUACUAUGAAUUUUUACCAGGGAAUGAGUCAGUUCCCAGUUACUACAAGUUAUAUUCCGGAGGGUUUUGGCGUCCAGUCAUUUGGACAAGUGGGCGACUAUCAACAGACGAGCGAAGCUACUAAUGAGUUCUCAAGUGCUACCCUUGACCAGUCACCUUCUGAAGAAACCCCCAUGAUAAGUAUGAUGACAACCCAACCCACUGUGACCCCACCCAUGAUGACCCCUCCAGAGACCCCUGAACAAUACCAGGAGGAUGAGGAAGAAAUGGAGGCUGAAGAAGAAGUCCCAUCCAUGGUAUUUGAACCUUCCUCUCUUGAAGAAGGUACCGAAGACCAGGCAGUUAUUGAACCAAAACAGCCAUGUGUCAGUGAAGCAGUUAUGACUCCCAUAACAUCCGAGUCAAUAGAUAAGACUCCCAUGACAUCAGAUUCAAUAGAUAAGACUCCCAUGACAACAGAGUCAAUAGAUAAGAAUCCCAUGUCAACAGAGUCAAUGGAUAAGACUCCCAUGACAACAGAAUCAAUAGAUAUGACUCCCAUAACAAUAGAGUCAAUAGAUAAGACUCCCAUAACAUCGGAGUCAGUAGAUAAGUCAAAGUUGUCUUAUGCUCAAAUCCUUGCCAUGGGUCUUAAGGCUGCCCCCUCAGCUGUCGUCACUCACACUUAUGGAGCCUUGAAGUCAGUCAUGUCAUAUGUCAAGGGACCACCUCCACCUGAAAAAGUGGCACCUACUGAACAGAAAGUGGAGUAUGUGGAAGCUCCCAGCAAACCCAACAUUGAACAGCAGACGACUGUAACUCAAGCUCCCACCUUCAACCACGAUAGAUCAAGAGGCAAAAAGAGGUCCUAUGAGCCCAAGAUCGAAGUGACAGCUGUGAAAGAAUCCGAAGAACCCAAGAAAAUGGAAGAAUCGCAACGGAUGGAACACUAUAUUCCUGGCCUUGUGUUCAAAGAAGGAUCAGACAGACGCUCUAGGUCAAAGAGCGCCAGAAGAAAGCGAGGAGAAACGCCCACAGACACAGGUGAAGCUGUCAAGGAAAGAGAAGAAAUAAUUAUAGAUACCCUGAAGAAGGAAGUGAUUAAGAGGGAAGACAAACCUAUCAAGGUAAAGCAACCAAAGCUAGACCAGACCACAGUUACCUCAGUACCAGUUCAAGAAGCCAAGACUCAAUCACCACGAAUCACUCAAAAGAAAGAUAUAAUUGUAACUGAAACUACCAGUGUAAUUCUUCCCCAAAAGUGUGAAGAAAAGGAGCUCAAGAAAGACCAGGAAAUUGUUACUAAGAAAAUUGAUGUAGCUGUCUCAAGUGCUGUCCUAGAAAGCAGUCGACCUGAAGAUCCGAAAGUCCACGAGAGUGAUGACAAGCGCAAGAAGAAGAAGAAGCGAAAUAGAUCCAACCCCAAAGACCAAGAAGAUGAUUUGGAAAAGGCCCUGAGGGAAAUUGAAGAGAUGGAAAAAAGUGGAAAGAUUCAACCUCCUCCAGCCUCUAAACUUACACAUGUAGAGGAUGACAAACCAAAGAGACGAGGCUCCAAGAAGACCAGAAAAAUGGAGCCAACCUCAGCAUCCAAAUCAACUGAACCAACAUCAAGUGAGGCCACAGCUCAGCCAAAAGUAGAGCCCAUAGCAAAACCAGAGAAGACAGAGAAGAAGGUUCUGAAGACCAAAACUGGUGAGCCAGAGAAAGAAGUGUGCCCUACAGUAAAGACUAGUGAGGCUGAAAAACGCAAGACAGAAUUCAAGAAAACAAAGGGUGUGAGUUUCAACAAAGAAGAGAGUGAGAUGCAGACACAGUUGCAGUCAGAUGAAACCUUGGUGGAAGACAUGCAGGUCCAUACGGAGGAGCAGAGAAUGUCCACCCCAACAGUUGUCCCUAAGCAUACUGUGGAACCUGUAGUUGUAUCAGUACCUGAGCAAGUGGCAGUGUCCUCUAACGAUCCCCUUAACGAUGUACCUGUUGACCUUGUACUUGAUCCUCUACCUGACUUAAUCACUCAAGCCCCAAUAACUCCUGUAGAUACUAGUUCUGUAUCUCCAGUACAGACCUUCGCCUUCCCUUCUGAGACCAUACAAGAUAGUGCUGUUGUUGGGAAGGUUGGAGACAUUUCAUCAAAACGGGAGAAAAACGAGCCAGAACAAUAUUCUCAGGAUGGUACAAACGUUGUGCCAGCAGAGAUGGCGACCACAACCUGGUCAAUCUCUAACCAAACCACCACCUGCAUGGAACUUACGGACGUGGGACUUAAAUCAAUUUCCACUGAGGUGUCAAAGGACCUUAAACUAGAUGUCUCUCAGUCUAAGGAGAAAUCUCCAGUUAGGGUGACAGCCUCUGAAUUUCCGAUAUCAUAUCGUCCAAGUGACCCAGUGGUGCUCCAGGAGGAAGGAAGUUUCAAUCAUGGGGAAUUUCCUCAAAAGAGACGCAUUACUCUAGACCAUAAAACUCAAAUAUCUGAGGAGAAAAUUAUUAAAGCAAAUAGGAAGAGAAUGAUCAAGAGAAUUGUCAUUAUUGAUGGAAAACCAGUGGAGACUGAGGAAGUGGUGGAGGAACCUGAAGAAGUCACUGAGGAAAUGCUACAAGGUCUCCCAGCUGACUCCGUGAUUACUGAGACCAUCACAGAACCUGAGGUGGCUACAACUCUCCGAGACAAACCAGCUUUGACAAAGGGAACAGUGGCAAAAACACCUUCAGGAAACACCAGUACUGCAGUGUAUACUGUCACCACAAAACCUGAGGUGACCACAACAACCACUCAAAGAGUUAUUCGCAAGAGAAUUAUCAAGAAAAUUGUUAUUAUUGAUGGUAAACCAGUGGAGACUGAGGAAGUGGUGGAGGAACCUGAAGAAGUCACUGAGGAAAUGCUUGAAAAACUGCCAGCUGACUCAGUGAUUACUGAGACCAUCACAAAACCUGAGGUGACCACAACAACCACUCGAAGAGUUAUUCGCAAGAGAAUUAUCAAGAGAAUUGUCAUUAUUGAUGGUAAACCAGUGGAGACUGAGGAAGUGGUGGAGGAACCUGAAGAAGUCACUGAGGAAAUGCUACAAGGUCUCCCAGCUGACUCAGUGAUUACUGAGACCAUCACAGAACCUGAGGUGACCACUACUCACAGAAUCAUAAGAAGGAGAAUAAUUAAGAAGACUAUUAUGGUAGAUGGUAAACCAGUGGAGACUGAGGAAGUGGUGGAGGAACCUGAAGAAGUCACUGAGGAAAUGCUACAAGGUCUCCCAGCUGACUCAGUGAUUACUGAGACCAUCACAGAGCCUGAGGUGACCACUACUCACAGAAUCAUCAGAAGGAGAAUAAUUAAGAAGAUUAUUAUGGUAGAUGGUAAACCAGUGGAGACUGAGGAAGUGGUGGAGGAACCUGAAGACAGUAGUGUGAAAAUGAAUGGUGUAAAUACUACGCAUGAGGUGGCAAGUGAAGUGGUAUUGGCAGAACCAAAAUGUGAACAUUUAGAGGACAGUGUUGUGUCUGUAGAGAAAGCCAAAACGAAAACAGUUAAAAGGAUUGUGAUGAUUGAAGGCAAGCCUGUUGAAACCGAACUAGAGGUAUAUAAACCGUGUGAAUUAAUGGAGGAAACACCCACUCCUCAUAUAGCCAAAACAAACACUAGUGACACCACACAUGAGGGUGCAGUAGGGGCAAAACCUGUAUUUGCUUUACCAUUACCAGACCAUUCUAAUGACUGGAUGGAGUUAAUUGAGGGAGGGGGCUUUACACUCGAAGAUGAAGAUGAACCAGAAGUUUGUACCGUUCUCGAGUCGACUGAUGUACCUGUCACUGUCCCAGAGCUAGUUCGGGAAAUAUCACCCAAAGAUGACACAGUGCGAAUACAGGAAAGCAAAUUGGUGUCUACCCCACUAGCCGUUGGUGUAGGUCGUGUUGAGAACGUUAUCCUACAUGAAUCUGAUAAUGUCAAAGAAUCUAAACCCCGCUCUACUGAAGAAGCUGUAGAUGCUAAACCUGCAUUUGGGCUGAUUAUGCCUGAUCAUGCCAACGAUUGGCUAGAAAUCCUGGAGGAAGGAGGAUUCACACUUGAGGAUGAAGAUGAACCAACUGCCCCUGAAGUAAACAUGCCUGAGAUUACUCCUCCUCAAGUGGCUAAAGAGCCACCAUCAGUCAAUGAGCCUCAAGUGGAGGAGAAACCACAAGAAAAACCAUUAUUUAAUCUUCCCGUACCAGAUCAUGCCAAUGACUGGAUGGAAAUUAUUGCAGAAGGAGGCUUUACACUGGAUGAUGAAGAAGAAGAACAAGAGGUAGCCAUCUCACAGACCUCUACACAAGUUACUACUAAUGUGUUUAUCAGCCCAGAAGUUAGUGACAAAAAGCAACCAGGAAAAGAACAAGAACUGUUUGUUGGUGUUAGUGCUCCUGUGCCUGCAGGAGAGAGAAAAGAUGUAGAAAAUCCUAAAGUACAAGAGCCAGAAUCUUGCAAAAACCCAGUGAUGCCUAAACCAUUUGGCCUUCCUCUUCCUGAUCAUGCAGAUGACUGGUUAGAAAUAAUAAAAGAGGGCGGAUUUACCCUUGAUGAUGAAGAUGAGGAACCAAUAGCUGAAGAACCUGCCAGACAACCUGAGCCUGACACUAGUGUUCCUUCCUCCACAGCCACCACUGUGCCAGAGAAGCUAGACAUUGCUGCUGAUACUCAAGUGACUCGUCCUGUCUUUGGUCUUCCCAUUCCUGAUCAUGCUAAUGAUUUCAUGGAAAUAAUAGAAGGUGGAGGUUUCACACUCGAUUCAGAAUCUGAUGAGGAAAAACUCCCUGAGACAACUGAGGACCUCCCAGCCAUUAUAACAAAGCACAAGGAAACUCCAGAUUCAGUGGUUAACACCCAAACAUGGUCGGCUGUCACUCGGCCUCAACACUUGGUUCAUCCCACUGAUACAUCACAACAGGAGCCAAAACAGGAAAAAUUACCAGUUAAAGAGACAACUGAAUCUUCCAAACAAACUAUCCCUGAAGGAGAACCACAGAAACCACAAGAUGGGGACAAUUUUUCUUAUGCAUGUGCUUUGUCAUUUGGUAAAGUUGUUGCCAAAGAGGAACCUAAGGAAGAGCCUAAGAAACCAUACCAGUACCGAGCCCCGCCAUCAGUUGUGGAAGAUCACACCGAAGAGAAUCCUCUUGUUGAAGCCAAGAAGGAUGCUGACGGGUUUGAGGGGAUUUUUUCCAAGAAGAAGAAGCGCCGCAGGAAGAUGGGUAGUGAAUCAGAACCAGAGCCAGCUGCCACUGAGCACACAAACCCUGAAGUGCCACCCGAGACUAAGGAAACUCAGCCACCAAAACAGGCAGAGAAGGUAUUGGAAAAAGUGCAAGCCUCUGAGACUGUAAGUGAACCAACCAGCACUGUGCAGACUGAUGUGGUUUCUGAGGAGAUAACUGUUAAGAAGUCUGAUAAGGAAUCAGCUCAAUCACCAAAGCAACCUGAGAAACCAGAGAAGAAGAAGAAAAAGAAAAAGCUUAAGGCAAAAGAAGAGGAAGAUGAAAUUGAAAAAGCUCUGCAAGAAAUAUCAAAAAUUGAAAAAGAAAAACCCUCAAAGAGAGACAAGAGAGGGAAUGUUGAAGUGACCAGCGUUGUUGAGACUGACCUCGCAGAUGUGAUAAUGAAGACAUCUGUUGAGGAGCUGGAGCCUGAGUCCCCAGUGAAGAAAAAGACUGACUCUGUACCCAAAAUUAAAGAACAAAAACCAGAGUCUCCCACAAAACAAAAGAGUGAUGUUGUACCAAAGAUUACAGAGCAGACAACAGAAUCAGAAAUUGCUGUGGUGCAGCUUAGUGUAGAUGAGAAUGUUCCAACUGAAAACCCACAUCCAAAGCCCAAGAUGCCAGUUGAAGCUGACUUCUCCAAGAUCACGCAAGCGCCAACAGAGCCCGAGGGCUUUAUGACAGCAAUCCUUUCCGUUAAUCCAGGAAAUCCACGUCCCACUAGUCCACAUAAUCCAAUCGAUGACCCCAAUGAGAUUAUUUUAACUCCUCAGUGGAUGCGACAGAGACCAAUAACUCGCACUUCCAGCACAGAGGAAAAGAUCAAAACUCCACUUGAAGAGCGAAAACAGCUGUUUAAGACCAAAAGUGCGCCCCUUGAAAGUACUUUAAGUGAUAUUAGUUACGGUACGGACUCAAAAGACUCUGUUCCUGGCACAUCACAUGGCAGACACUCACAGCUCAUGGAAGAAGAUUCCUCAAGUGUAUUUGCAAGUAGUGUACUUCCAUUAGUGCCUGGGGAUGAGUAUUAUAAGAAUAAAAAGAAGAGGCCAAAGAAAGGAAAGGGUAAGAAAGGUGACGAGGAUAGAGACAGUGACCCUAAAGAUAAGAAUUAUGAUGACACAGAAUUAUCCAGAGAAGCGGAAAACUUAGAGUCUCAGGAAGGAUAUCUGACACCUGAAAGUGUGGACAACCAAGAUGAUAGUGAUCAUACUCCCCCAGAAGCCAGAGAUGAGGUUAAGGUUGAAGAAGAACUGGACAAACUUUUAAUGCUAAGAACAGAAGUUCAGCAAAAGCCUUUGGUUGAAGAUACUGAUGAUGAGAGAGAAGAGCCAGUGGAAGCUGUAGUUCCACUUGCUGAACCUAUAAAAGAAUCUCAACCUGAAGUCUUGGCUGUGAAAGAACAAGAUGUUCAGACAAAGCCACAAGAGGAAACAAAUAUUUUGGAAGAAAAAAUUCAUCUUGAAUCUUCUAAAGAAUUUGAAAUGGUUCCCCGUCCAGGGGAAGAAGAAACAAUGGAGAAGAAACCAGUGGAAGGAGUUACUGUGUCAGAGACUGUUGAACCUGUUCCUGAAAAUGGACUUGUGUCAAAGGAAUUUGACUUGGAAUGCUUGGUAUUAGAGGAAGACAUUUCAAAGCACCAAGAACCAUCUGGUAAGGAAGAAUCGCUUGGAUUACAGAAAAUUGUGCCUAACAUUGAAGAAGCCCUUCAAGAAGCCAUGACAUCUGAAUUAGAAGCUCCCAAUGGUAACCAACCUGUUCAGCAACCGGUGGAGCCCAAGCCUAAGUUUGCACUUCCCAUGCCUGAACAUGUUGAUGAUUGGAUGGACAUCAUCAAAGAUGGUGGAUUUACUCUAGAAGAUGAAGAAGAGCUUCCUGAUGAGGACAGAACAGAAGAAGGGGAUUCUGGUCAUGGGGCUGCAACGGUAGAAGAAGACCUUUCACUCGUUACAACCACCAUUGAAGACAAGUCGAUGGAGAGUCUGGAAGUCACUCCAGAAGAGAGUGAGAUCAGUGUGCCUCCAGACAUGGGGCUCCCUGACAGCAGUUGGCAUGAACCUCAGUCAGAAGAUGACUCUGGGUUCAGCUUUGCGGGGACCUCUGAGCACUUGGAACCUGUGGGGUCAAGUCAGUCAAAAUCAUACGCCAACAUUCUCAUUCAUGCUCCGGCUGUCGUUGCAGAGGAACUAACUGAAGACUCCAAGAAGCCUUAUGUUUUCCACACCCCAACUAUUGUGCAGAAGGAGGAGAGUUCUAAUGAAAAUGACAAAGUUGCUGCUGAGGUGGAUGAGGAAGGAUUUACAGCAUUUGUGUCCAAGAGGGAGAGAUACAGGAGAAAGACUCACAGCACUUCUGGCAUUACCGAGGAAAUUGAGGAGACUGUAAAAGCCAUCAUGGAAGAAGUCACCAAGAAGGACCCCAUUAAGAUUACGAAAGAAGCAAUAAAGGAAGUGAUGAGUGCAGACAUGGAGGAAGUCGAGAGUGAGGGUGAAAUAAGUUUCCUUGAAUUACCAAGACCCAAGAGAAGUAAAUCGAGGCAAAGAUCAAGGUCAAAGAGAUCAUCCAAGAUGUCUGAGUCGGAGCAGGAGAUAGAUCAGAUAGUUGCGGCAAUUGAAAGAGGAGAGGCGCCCCCAAAACCCAAGGAUGUGAUCGAGUAUGAACAUAAACUGUCUGCCGCUUUUUAUCUUGGUUCUGAGCUGUGGUAUGACGUGUUUGGUAUACGUGACGCUGAAACGUACUACCAGAAGUAUCUUGUUACAAAGUCCAAAGAGGAAAAUAAACCACCUGUUCCUGUUGUUGACUCCCACGAAAUUGAAGUCCAGCCUGAUGUGAUGGAACCAGCAGUAGAAGAUAAUCCAUUGUCACAAAAAACUGUUGCCAAGCAGAGAGAGUUAGUGCCAGUAGCAGUAGAAGUUCCAGCAGCAGUAGAAGUUCCAGCAGCAGCAGAAGUUCCAGCAGCAGCAGAAGUGCCAGCUGCAGUAGAAGUUUCAGCAGCAGUAGAUAUUCCAGCAACAGUAGAACUUCCAGCAGCAUUAGAAGUUCCAGUAACAAAGGAACCAGAAACACAAACGACUGAAAUUACCCAUGUGUCAACAGAAACAAUAACUGAGACAGUGGACUUCAUGUCAACAACAACAGGGACUGUAAAUAUGCAAGCAGAAGUUACUCCAGAACCAACAAAUUCAGUACCACAAUCUGUAGAGGUUAUUUCAGUGAAACAGACGCCUGUUGACUUAGAUUCCACAAGAUAUGACAUGAAGGAAAUUCAAGAGUCUGAGACUAAGUACUAUGAAUAUGUCUCACAACUACAAAAGAAAUCUCUUAUUCCAGAGGAAACUCACACUCCUGAGUCAUCAGUCACAGAAUGCCAUAUUGUGGAAUGCGACAAUCCUGUGAUGGGUACAAGUCUCAUAGUUGAAACUGUUGAGGAAAAUAGUCAAGGAGUUACACAAACUGUGGUAGAUAGAGUUGAAGCUAAAGACAAAACUGUGAUUGAUAGAGUUGAAGCUAGAGACAAAACUGUGACAGAUAAGAAUGAAGCAGUAUCGGUAUCACAAGCAUCACUGGUGAUUGAUGCCCACCAACAUGUAAAGGGAUAUAACAUGUCAUUGAUCAGGGAGGCUGAGACACAGUACGAGGAGUAUUUAGUACAGACAGAUAAAUUGGUUGAGACAGAAGAAACAGUUUUGCCUGAAGUAGAGCCACAACAGACAUCCCCAACAGUUGAAGAAGCUCUACAACAUGAGAAGGCCCAUUAUAAUAUGCCAGAAAUUCUAGAGGCUGAGACACAGUAUCAGGAAUCCUUGGUGCAGUCAGAGAAAGAAAUUAAGGCUGAAGAUAAUGUAGGUUUACCUGAUUCACAACAAACAUCAGGAAAAUCUACAUUUAUUCAACAUGAAAAGGCCAGUUAUAAUAUGCCAGAACUCCUGCAAGCUGAAACUCAAUAUCAAGAGUUCUUGGUGCAAUCAGAGGAGGUGGUCGAGACUGAAAAUAAUGUAAUAGAGUCCCAGCAGCCAACACCAGCAACAGAUAAAGAUACUGUACAACAUGAACAGAUCAGCUAUAACAUGCCACAUAUUCUCCAGGCUGAGACACAGUACCAGGAAUACUUGGUACAGUCAGAGAAGCUAGCUGAGAGAGAAGAUACCCCAGAUUUACCAAAGAUACAGACAGAACAAAUCUGUGAAGAGAAGCAUGAUCCAGAAGUACAUAUCACUGUAAAGAAAAAUGGAGAGCAGGUAGUUCCCAGUCCCCCAGUUCUGCCAAUACCUGAAGCGUCAUCAUCAAUAAGUAGUUAUGACAUGCCUACCAUCCACAUGGCAGAGACUAAGUAUCAGGAGUAUCUGGCUCAGACUGAAGAAACCACUUCUUGGGCUAGUGUUGUUGCUCUUGGGAAGCCAGUAGUUGUAGAAGAGGAGGUAACGACACCCCAGGACGAGAAGUCCUUCAUCUUGUACCAGACCAAAAUGGUCAAGGUUGUGGUUACAGAUGAAGAACCGCCUAAACCACUGGUGCCUGUGUCAGCAGAUGAAGAAGGCUUCACAGAAUUUGUCUCAAAGCAAGAAAGGCGGCGUCGAUUACGUUCGUCUUGCUCUGAAGAGCCUGAAGAGGCUGUGAAAGACAUUGUGCCUUAUAUUCCAAGAAUAGAAUUACCAGAAGUAGAGAUUGUAGAAGAACCAGAGCAGGUGGAGGUGCAAGAAACAGUAGAGAAUCAGCCUGAAGUGAAACCAGUCGAAGAAGAAAGUAUGGUGGAAACAAUUGAAAUAUCAGUGAGGUCAAGGAAGCACCAUGACAGUCACAGAAGAAGCCAGCGUCAUCGUGUAUCAGAAGCUGAAAGAGAAGUAGAUGAUAUUCUUCGCUACAUGGGUCGUGAGGAGCUGUUACAAAAAUAUGCCAUCCACGACUCCUUCUGGUAUGAGAAGUGUCUCGCGGAUGAUAGUGAACGAAAAUAUUAUGAAAUGAUGGCCAGGGUUCCUGACACUGUCCUGGAGCAAAAUAUUCCAAGUGAAGAAGAGGCUCCUGACACUAUUCUUGAGCCUGAAAUUCCAAGCCAAGUAGAUGUGACAACAAGUCAGACACAAGAAGAGUACAUUGUUCCCACCCUUCCAGCAACACCCACUACUACCACCACCUUGCAUUCUUCCCCACCUCUCACUCAUGCUACUAGUGAAUGUACCAUUCCUGAGCUAACCUCAUCCUUCUCAUAUGACAUGGCAGCAAUUAAUGAAGCUGAGUCAAGGUUUUAUGAAUAUCUGAGCAAAAGACAGACGACUGCAGUAGAAGAAACUUUAGAUCGUGAAAAGGAAGCAGAAGUCUCCACACAUUCUAAGGAGGAGACAGUUGUAGUGGAUGAAAUUACUUUGCCGCAGAAAUCUGCCAAUGUUACCGAACCAACAUCAUAUGUCGAUGUUACCGAACCAACAUCAUCUGCCGAUAUUACUAAACCAACAUCAUCUGCUGAUGUUACUGAACCAACAUCAUCUGCCGAUGAUACUGAACCAACAUCAACUGAACUUGGCCCACAGAUAUUAGCAAUAACCGAUGAUGUUCUCAUCAGUGACUCUGAGAGGUAUGACCACUCUGCCAUCCUGCAUGCUGAAACUGAGUACCAGGAAUAUCUGGUCCAAUCAGAUAAGUCACAGCUCAUGAAGGACCAGUUUGUCUUAUCACCAGAGAGGAUAAUAAAUGAUCAGACUUCUGGAGAAACAGAGUCCUCGGCUCCCAUAAUUCCUGAAACUUCAACUGUAAUGAGUUAUGACAUGCCUGCCAUCCAGAAAGCCGAGACUAGCUAUCAGGAAUAUUUGGCACGGGCUGAGGGUGCCACUUCAUGGGCUGCUGUUGUGGCUCGUGGGAAACCAGUCGUCAAGGAGGAAGAGGAGGAGGCACCCAAGGAUGAAAGAUCCUUCAUCCUGUACCAUACCAAGACAGUCAAGGUUGUAGUUGCUGAUGAAGAACCAGCUCCCAGACCACAGGUGCCUACAGCAACAGAUGAAGAAGGUUUCACUGAAUAUGUGUCAAAGCAAGAGCGUCGUCGUCGAUUGAGAUCAUCGUGUUCAGAGGAUCCUGAAGAUAGCGUGAAAGAUAUUGUGCCUUAUAUACCAAGAAUGGAAUUACCAGAAGUAGAAAUUGUUCAGGAAUUAGAAGAAGUUAAACCAGAACCACCUGUAGCAGAUGAGCAAGAUGUAAAAAGUGAAACAGAAGAGCCUGUUCUUCCAGCUCUUGAAAAAGCGUAUAGAUUCAAGGAGAGACACCAUAAACGUAGCCGCUCACGUGUGUCAGAGGCAGAACAGGAGGUGGACGAGAUUCUGCGUCAAAUGGAUCGGGAAGAAGUCCUACAGAAGAAUGCCACUCAUGACUUCUUCGUGUGCAACCAGUGGAUGUACAACGAUGCUGAGAAGAACUACUUUGAAAUGUUAGCCAAGCUCAAGAUAGCUAAGGUUGAUCUGGUGAGUGAACUUUUGGAGAAGGGUGAUGAUGAGGAUGAGGAUGACGAUGAUGCCUCUGGGUCAUCUCAUGGGCCUCCACCAGCUUCUGACGAUAAAGGUGGUCGCCCAGCGAGAACAUAUCAGACUGAAAUCAUGCAGGCUGACGUUCCUCAUGGUUUAGCAAACUGGACUGAUGAGAGCACAUAUCUUUCUUUAACCCCAAAUCUCCCAGACCAAGUAACUAUCACUAGUUCCCCAAGCACUAAUACGACCCAGACCCGACAGACUCACACUCUGACCAUGACACAGACUUCAGAUUCCACUAGUAAGACUACCAUGACAAUAAUCAGCGAGAAGGCAGCUCCCCUGCAGGCCCCUUGUCAAGCCAAUACAACACUCGCCCAGCACAGAGAGCACCAGGAGGCCAAGAAGAAAGUGUCCUCAGCACAAGACAAACUUGAGAGCUUCCAGGAUAGAAUCAAGGCUCUUGUGGACUUUACCAUUGUUGAACAGUUGACCACCAUACAGACACUAAUAAUCGAGAUGAACCAACUUGAAGAUGAUUUGAACCACCUGGAAGAAAGAGAAAAGACUAUGGAACAAGACAGUGAAAUGCAAAACAUGCACGCCGUGGUCUCUGGUCUGAGGAUGCGACUUAAGACUAUGCGUUCUCAAGCCGAGUACAAGAAAUCAGAAAUAGAGGGAAAACACAGUGAGACGGAGCAGCAGAAGUUCCACCUGAUUGAGUACCAGCAGUUGCUUCAGGACUUGGAGUGUUGGGUGACAGAAACGUACACCCAGAUCACCUCUGAAAUCUCACAUGGGUCUGUGGCAGCCAUUCGUGAACAGAUAUCUCUGAAUCAGACCCUGCAGCGUGACUUGUGCCGUCGUGAGCAACAAUUGACUGAGCUGCGUGGCAAGUGUGAACGUGUGCGGGGUGACUCGCAUAUUGAAUCUUUAGCUCAAGAGAUGACGGACCACCUCACUUUCUUGAGUCAGACAAUUUCUGACACUCGCCUGGUACUCCAGAAUCGUCUGCAGCAGCUGAAGCCAGCAAAGGAUUCCUUAACAGAGCCCAAAGAUGCAGGUAAAACAGAUCUCUGGCAAGUACAGUUGUACCCACAAGAUGUUCCAGAGCCUGAGCAGCAGAUGCAUCUUCCUGAAGAUCAAGAGAGUGCUCCUGCUUUACCUUGUUGGCCAAAGGAAUCCCCUGUGGAUGACUUGCCAGUGUUCCCCAAGCCUGAGGAAAGGUUCCCAGUCCCCAUUAUGAGCCAGGAAGAGCCUGUUGAACCAUCACAUGUUCCCAUACCCUUUGAGGGUGUGCUGUAUGCAACCCCAGCAGAGCCAUCCCUUCCAGAGAGAAUUGUGGUUGAACUUCAGCCUCCUGCUCCAGCACCUGAUUAUAAGGUAGAAGAGAUCAAAGAAACAGAACUUUCAAUUCCACAACCUAAGUUUAAGGAAGAAGAGAAGAAGGUAGUACAAGAAGAGCAAAUGCCAUCAGCUCCUGUACCAAGCAUGAGGGAAGAUGUACAGUCUCUUCCACCUGCAAUACUUCCUGACUCGAAGGUAAAGGAUGCAAUGGAACCCCAAUCACUUUCCACAGUUCCUGACACUACAUUAGAAGAGGAUGAUAGACCCCAGCCUCUUGCUUCUGGUCUUUAUUAUAAGAUGGAGGUUACUCAGCCCCAGUCUACUGUCUUACCUCCUGAAGGUAAGGUAAAAGAUGAUGAACCACAUCCCCAAACAGUGGGACAUGAAUUUAAAUUGGAAGAGGCUGAGGAUAUUGUCAAUGUGCCCGAAAGGACAGUAGAAAAGGCCUUAGAACCACAGCACACAGACAUUAAAAUUGAAGAAGUGAUACAGUCUCAGGCUCCAGUUUCAGCACCAAAAUAUAAAGUACAUGAGGAUGUUGAAUCAGAGCCAACACUCAUAACACCCGAGGAUAAAAUUGAAAAGGCAGAAGAACCUCAGACACCAGAGCACAAGAUAACAGAGAUACUGAAAGAGCCAUCCACCUCAGAAGAAAUUUCCGAAGGUGAGGAAAAACAUGUGCCAGUGUCGAAAGAGCAGAGUCUUAAGGUAGCUGAAGAGGUUAGUAAAUCUGAAAAUGAAGAAAUUGUUAAAGACAUGCCAAGGUCAGAAUCAGGAGUCUCAAUAGUAAUUACACCAGCUGAUGACUUACCAGGUGAUGCUGAUGAAAUAGACAUGGGCAAAAUUUCUGAAACAAGCUCUGUUGAAGAUGAAAUGUAUACCCCAGAGGAAAGCACCCAUGAAGACUUGCCAAUAGCGGUGACUGUAUCAGUCCUAGAUGAGGAUAUUAAACAUCCAGAAGAGAUUCCAGUUUCUGAAACAGUAGAGAGCAUUGAGAGACAGUUAACACCAGAAAUAGCAGAAGUUAAGACUGAAAUGGAAGAAAUAUUUGAAGAAGCAGUUGAAGCUCCCAUAGAUGACAUCUCAAGAGAAAUGUCACCCCUUAGUCUCUACACAACACACAUUGAUGAUCAGUUCGUUACAAGCAUUGAAGUUGCUUCUUUACCCACUGUUGAAGGUGUGUAUCCAAGAGAUGUCUCACAGGUCAUUACUGAUGAACAGAUUGAUGAACACACAGCUGGGCCGCCUGAAGAAAGGCCUCGGAGUGCAUCACCCUCACCCGAGAAACUCGAGGGUGAGGGAGAACAAGAGUCACUGCCAUCUGGUGAUUCUGAAACUAUUAAAGAUUUACAAGUAGCAUUAAUAGAAAAAGAGAGUGUUGGAGAACAGCAACCAUUGGUUGAGGAGCUAGUGAUUACUCAGGAGUUGCAGACCAUAUAUACCCUUCUCAAGCGUCGUCAGAAUUUGAGAGAUCAAGCAGCUCUCAUACCUCCCACUACACCACUGAUGUUAGCCCCAUCCACUCAGCCUUCAGGUAAAGAACAGGAGGACCAAAUUGAUACAAGUUUAAAGGUACUUCAGUCUGCCAUAAAAAAGAAAGAAGUUGUUGUGGUACAGAGAGUAAUUAUUUCAAUCGUUGAAACGGUGAAUACAUGGUUAGAAACUAUAGAGUACAGAAUCUAUGCAAUCAGAAAAACAGAAGACAUUGAUGAGAGGACGAGACAGUAUGAAUACCUGCGCACUGAGCUUCACAUUGUGGAGGAAAAGCUAACUGUACUUGAAAGUGUAACACAGUCUGCUGUAGAGAUUUUAAGUGAAGAAACUGUUAUAACUAUAAUAGAAACGGUGAAAUAUUUGCGUCAACAGGUUAUCCAUGUAGAAAAAAUGCGACAGAAUGAACAAGAAGAUCUUGCCAAGGUGGAAGAACGUUAUUCACAGUAUCUUGCGGCCGUAAAUGAUGCUGAGAAAGAAAUAUCUCAGCUUAAGACUCAACUAGGUCAUAUUCAGGAGACCCAAAUGUUACCAGAGGAAAAGCUUACAAAACUGGAAUUGCUUCUUGCGACUAAUGAAGACACACGCGAUCGCAUCACACAGUUACUGCUUAGUUCGCACGAUCUCGGGCAUCCCCCUGGUCGGCACAUUGGUGAUGAGCUGGCUUCCAUUCAGACCGAGCUCUGUGAAGUUCAUGACUCUGUUGAAAAGGAGUUGGACCACCACCUACGACUCACAACAUCUACCACUGAGUAUGAGGAAACACUCAUGGAACUCACACAUCUUAUUGAAAUGGCAGAAACAAUUUUGGAAGCAAGAGUGGUCGCUCGUGAUCACAGUCACUUGAUUGAUACUAUCACCAAGCACAAGAAACUUUUCCUGUCCCUCCGUCAGUGCCAGAAAGUGUUAGAAUCUCUAGACACUGCCCUGGAACCGAGUUCUCGUGUUCAUUACCAGCAAUUGUACUCUCGCUCCUACUCGAGGGCUUCAAGAUUGUUGGACAAGGCCACGCAGCGCAACCACCAGCUUUCUAUCCUUGAGGCAGAAUGGAUGCGUCUUCUCAACCAGUUGAAGGAGGAAGAAGCCUGGACAGUAUCAGCCUCAGAACAGGUUACUCAGCUUCAUAUUGUGUCUGCUGACACAUAUGAAGACAACACAAAUGCUUGCAAGGAAUGCCAGGACCUGUUGGUGGAGAGCGUGACGCACGAAGCUCAAGUGGGUCACCUGGUGGAGAUGGCCCGCAAAGUGGGAGACGCCAUCACUUGCACUCACCUGGAGACACGCGUGACGUCACACCACCAGCAGACCACGGGGCUACGUCAGGAAGUCAGUCGCAUGUUGGAGCGGCUGGAGGAGUUGCAUGUCCACUGGUCGACCUACCAGAUCCAGAUGGACAAACUACAGGAGUGGUGCUCUCAGGCCAAAACCUCACUAGAGAAUAUUGACCUGACACCACAAGAUCAAGAAAAAUUGAAAGAGCAGUACAAUCAAAUUUGGAAUCUCAAGGCUCAGUUUGACAGUCAGAGCGUUAUGCUUAAUGAAUGUAUGAACCACUUUGACAAGUCAGUGGGCUUGGUGAACAUGACAGACGAAACAAAUCAGCGACACUUCCUCUCACAAUUCAAGGUUGAGUGGGGUGAGCUUGAGGAGCUUCUUCAGCAGAAGGAAAAGGAACUACACAGGAUUCAAAUCCAGGUAGUUCCUGUCCCACAACUGCUGGCAGAGACUCAAGACACCCUCUCUGGUAUUGAAGUUGACCUCCAGAACAUAGAUACUAAUGUAAAAUCAAUCCAACAACUCAGAGAUAUAUCGGAGAAUUACAAGGUCCUCCGCAUCAAGGUUUUGAAUAGUAAAGAAAACUUAGAUCAUUUAACACAAGUUUCAAGUGCCGAGGAAGAUCAAGAUGAAGAUCUGUUGGACACCGUCGGUAAAUUGUCACUCACUUGCCAAGAGCUGAUUUGCACCAUCCAGCAGCGCAUUGCAUCUUUGGAAUACACCUUGGAUCAUGUUCAAAAGACAGUGAGCCGGGUGGAGCGGAUCUCUCUCACCGUAUCACAUCUUGAGAGCACACUGGAGAGAUGUCAGGCAGUAGAUAAAGAAGGUGAACAAAUUCUCAAGGCUGCCCUGCAUUCCUGUCAGACAAUAUAUGAUAGUUUAGGUCGUACUGAAGAAGAUGUCACCAAGGUAAAACAGUGCAUGGAAACUUUAAGUAAAGACCCCCAUCACCCAUGUCAUCUGGAAGAAUUAUCAGCACAGGUUGUAGCUCUCCAAGAGCGACUUGAAGCAGUUGCAGAGAACAUUAAGGAGACUCGCUCCAACUUGAAGAAUCGUCUUGAAAUGUGGCAAAAAUUCAUGUCUUCUUCUGAUGCAGUAGACAGCUUCCUACAAGAGGUUGAAUAUCUUCUUGAGAGUGCCUUGGACUUGCCCUCUGUCAAUAGGGCUGCACUCAGGAAACAUGUAGAAGAGCUUCAAAACCUCCAGGGAUCUAUGGCCACCAAUGAAACUCUGUUGGAGAUACUGAAGACUGAAGCAGUCUAUGUAGAGAAGACUCACUGCGUGGAGACUCAGCAGAUACGCUGGAAUAGUGUUUCACAGCGACUUGAAUCGGUGAUCCUGCGGUAUGAGACUGCCUUAGAGUUGUGGAGCAGGUUUGUCACAGUGCAGGAGGAGGUGCGUGUGUGGGUGGAGUCAAAGAUCACCCUUAUCGUUACCCUUCAGUCCCGUGGCAUCUCGAAUGAAGAACGGUCCCAGAUUCAGGUGCUUGUGGGUGAGGCGGCCUGGUCUGGAGAGCGGGUGUCCGAGUUGAGGCAGUUGGCUCGACAGAUCCAGCUACAUGUGGCAGAAGACUCAGCCCAGGACACUCCCCUCGUUGCUGAAGUUGAGCGUCUAGGAUUCAGAAUUACCAACCUUACAGAGGCCAUAACUCAGCUCAGCAGCAACUUGGCACUACAGGUGGAUGCAGAGGAGCAGCAACAAGAGGAGGCUGCUCUGAAAGAACUACAAGCUGGCAUCAACGGAGCUCAAACUCUGUUGGCACUGCCAGAACCUGGGGUCCAAGAGGCAGCAGAAAGAGCUGGACAGCUGCAGGACCAGCUUGUGGCUUUAGGUGGCUCUGGUGGACCCAUUAUUGAGAGUGGUCCUACACAGGUGGUAGAGGCUUGGCAGAUUGCAGUUCGUGACACACAUUGUCGUUAUGAACAAGUGGUGGCGGGUCUCGGUGGUGAUGAUGAACAACUUGCAGCAGCAUUAACCACCUGGAAACAGUAUGUGGAUAGUGUGGAGGCUGAGAUGACUGCACCAGCCCCAGCCUCACGCGAAGGUCUACACGAAGCCUCUCGCCUGUGUCAAGUUCACCGUUCCAUCCUCACCACGCAGACCAAUGUAUUGCAGACUCUUCAGGAACAAGCUCAGCAGGAAGAUGCUGCUCCUCGAAUUAAAGACCUACAGGGGCGUCUCCAUGAACUGAUUCUACGACACAAAACUGUUCUUACCACAGUAAGUGAACGUGAGCAGAUUCUUCUUAAGACCAUUGCCACGUGGGAGACGUAUCGAGUCAAAGUAGCUCAGUUGCAAACCUGGAUAUUGGCCCUGGAGCAAGAAAAGCAAGGGCUUCAGCUAAGACAGGUUGCUCGUAGACGACUUGAAAAAGUAAUUCACAGAUUACAGUCCUUGCUAGAGCAGCUGUGUCGAGGAGAAGAGCAGGUAGAGGAUGUUGCAAAACUUUGCCAGAAAUUGGUGGCAUCCUGUGACCCAAGUAUACACUCCAUCCUGAAGGCAGAACUGGCAUCCCUCCAGCAGCGUGUGACCAACAUGCGUGCUGGUGUGGAAACUUGGCUGAGUUACCUCAACAGAAGUUCUGAUCUGUGGCGACGCUAUGAGGAAGUUUACACCAAACUCAAUUCUAUCUUAAGUGAGCUACAGGCAGGAUUAUUAGCUGAUUUGCCUUCUGAUUUCAGCAGUGUGCAAGAAACUAUCAAGAAGUAUAAUGAAACUACAGCUUCACUUGAAGCAUUGAGUGGGGAUCUGUCAUUGCUAAGAACCACUCGUGAAGAGAUGGUAGAUUCACUAACUCCAGCUGAUCUCCGUUUAGUAACCCAAAGGAUGUGGCGUGUCACUCAGUUACAGGCUGAACUUCUUCAUCAGUACAGGCUCAGGAUUAGCACUUUAGAAGAUAGACUGGAGUUGUGGCAAUUGUAUGACACCAGAUACCAGCAGUUCCUUACUUGGGCUAAAGACAUGGAGGCCAAGAUUGAUGGUGGCUCUGAACAGUACAUUGAUACUCUCAUAAGGAAGUUGGAACAUGACUAUCAAGAAGAUAUCAACUCUAAGCGUAUUGAAAAACUUUGGCUUACAUCUGAAGGUGAAGAAUUAAUAUCCUGUAGUAAUGAAGAUCAGGCAGCUGAUUUGAAAGUAAAGGUUGAGAGCAUUGAGACAACAUGGAAACAUAUCCACGAUAAAUGUAACAGCAGAAAGCAAAAGCUUCAAGACAUUGUUACCACUAUCAACAAGGCUGAGGUCACCUUAGCUGAGCUCAAAGAAUGGCUCUUCUUAAUUGAGAAAAAGCUGUCAAGUCCUGUCAUCUUCCAGGAGAGUUCUAAGAAAGAAAUAGAUCGUCUCUUAGAGGCAGAAGAGGAGGUUCGAAAGGAGAUUGAAAAACAGAGUGGAACCAUUUCCUCUGUCUUAAACCUGUGUGAUAUGGUCAUUCGGGAUUGUACAGAGUUUGAUGCUAACGGUGACACAGACUCCCUGCAGGAGGCUCACCACAACUUGGAGAGGCGAUGGGGUGAGAUCUGUACUCGCUCUGCUGAAAGAAAAGUAUUCAUCAAGAAAACUUGGAAAAUGUGGCAGGAACUGAUUGCAGUAAAUACCUCCUUUGUAUCAUGGCUAACAGCAAUGGAGUCCAGAGUAAAGAGUAUAUCGUCAUCCUCUACUCUGGUACCAUACAGUGCAGUGGAGGAGAGGAUAGCCACAGUUCAUGAGCUACAGCCAUUGAUACAUGACCAAACGCUUCAGUACGAAAAUCUUAACCAGAACUAUCGAGUGCUUGCUCGGCCUUACGGGAGGGAAAACGGAUUGGACCAAAAGAACGAAAUCCGAACGAUGGUCAAGACCUCCAAUGCAAGAUUCCACAUUCUGAGUUACCGUGUUACAGUCAUUUUAAGGCGUCUUAUGUAUAGUAGAAGGUUGUAUGAAGAAUUUGAAAAUACAAGAGAGCAACUAAUGUCAUGGCUCAAUGAUUUUGAUCUUAAAAUCUCAGGAUAUGAACAUCAGUCACAUGCAGACCUUGAGUACAAGAAGAGGGCUCUUCUGGAACUUGUUGCUGAAUAUGAAAAGCAUGAAAAGCCCCUAAAGGACUUUGACAACAUGAUCACUUACCUGUUCCAGAGAAGUUGUAAAUCUGAUUGUCUCAUCAUAGAAGAAAGCCUCGCAGAGUACUGGAUAACUAGGAAACUCAUUCACAGUCGACUUUUGACUCUUCAAGAGGCUAUCGAAAUUGAUAUCACUCAAAUCACAACAAUCACCACCACCACCACUACCCAGAUACUAGAAACUACUCGGGAGACAAUGAGACUCUCUGAAGAAAGAUCUAUACCUGACCAGGAUGAUGAUGACUACACAGUAACUCUAAUGUCAGAUGCAGAGCUCCAGAACUUAGAACCAACCCUCAGUUUAACAGACAUGUCUCUGAUUGGUGCUGUGGGUGGUAGAUCUUUGGCUGUAGAGAUGCGGGUGGCACUGGACGAGAGCAAGAGACUUCUAGCACAACUGGAAGAAGCGUUGAAGUGCCCCACACCACAGGGGGCUGAAGUUGACAAGAUGUACUACUCCUUUUCCAAGCAGUUAGCUGGUUGUCGAUCAUCAGUGGACCUGCUGAGCUCCCUGGUCCAACACACUGGCGAUGACAGCGAAGCACGAGAACUUCACCCUGAAAUAGAUGCCGUUAUUGAAGAAUUUAAACAAUUAGAGGUUCUUGCACAGGCCAAGCAACAAAGACUAAAAGAGAACAGCGAGACGUCUUCCUUGACGUGCCCGCUGUGUUGCAGACGCAAUUGGCAACAAUUUGAAAAUGAUAUGUGGCGGCUGGAGCAAUGGUUAACUCAUGCUGAGGCCACCCAAUCAACUCAACACAACCCACCUACACCAAUGGAGCAGCUGGAGGAAGUUGCCCAAGACCACAGGGAGUUCCUCAUGGAUCUUGAUGGCCACAAGUCUGUGAUUAUGUCACUCAACGUCAUCGGCAAGCAUCUGGCAGAACACACUCGUGAUAAGCGUCGGGCCACACGGGUGAGAGACCGUCUAACUGCUGUCAAUCAGCGAUGGGAAGCAGUAUGUGCUGCAGCUUCUGUGUGGCAGGCAAAACUGCAGACCACUCUUAUGGGGAAUGCAGAAUUCCACACCACUAUUACUGACCUGCUUGCAUGGACUGACACAACAGAAGAGAAUCUUUUGAAGAUAGCAGCUGAAGAGGACAUGGAAGAAACAGCUCUGCGUGAGCGCGUUAGUCGUGUUCUCGACGUGCGGGCGGAGGUUGAGCGGUGUGAGCCACGUGUAGCGUCCCUGCACGAUGCUGCACAGCACCUUCUCCCUACCCAACAGGAUGACCAAUGCGCAGCUGUACGCGAGCGACUUGCACUUCUUGCGCGUCGUCUUCAGCUGCUGCGUCAGAUGUGUUCUCAGCAUCUGACUCAGCUUUCUCAACUGCUUGGUCAGGACUUCACAAGCUCUUUGGCAUCACUAGCAUCUUCAGGGCUGUACGAGUCUGCCGAGUUCUCUUUCUCGCGGCCAACCUCACCCAGCUCCCUGACAGCGAGCUUCCAUUCUGAUGCUCAUGACGGUUUAGUUGGUGAUGGCAGUGAUGAGGGCGUUGUCCGACGCUCUUACAGAUUCCUGGGGCGUGUGAUGCGUGCUGCCCUCCCCAUCCAGGCCCUUAUGCUACUCAUGCUGGGAGUGGCCACACUAGUCCCCACCUCUGAAGACGACUAUGCCUGUAGUCUGGCCAACAAUUUUGCUCGCAGUUUAGACCCAAUGCUGCGAUACCCUAAUGGGCCACCACCAUUCUAAGUUCCAUACCUUACUCGUAACUCCAAAAGGAGUCUCCCGUCUUCCUAAGGAUCUGCAAUUCGUGAUACAGUAGCUAUGUUAACCAAACGUGACUCCAAAAAAACUCCUCAAAAUGUCUAAUUAUUCUCACGUGACUAUAUAUAAAUAUAAAUAUAUAUUAUACUGUUCAGCUUACAGUCGCAUCUUGAUUAGUUUAGUGAGGCUCUGAAAAUGGUCAUAAUGUUUUAAUCAGUUUGUGGCUUAUAAUUAUAUGGUAAAGUUGUUGAUUUUUAUCAAGUUUAAUAAUAUUAAAUGGUUAUAAAAGUUCCUUAAGUAAGUGCCCGCCGUUUUAAUUAGAGAUGAAGGUAACUGAUAAGCUUCAUCUUAUUUUUACAUAAUUCUUUGCCCAGGUUAAGGAUGCAGUGUUGUCUUAUUACUGUGGACUGCAUAUAGUGGAUGAGAUGCUUACUGUAGUAAUCCAUCUGUACCCAGACUAUACUUGACUAUCCCAACUAUGGAGAUCACCUGGUGCUAUUGUCUGAACACACUUUGGUGUUGGUGAUUCUGAAAGCUGUUGCAGUACUGAUGAGUAGUAGGUGCUAUAAGAAUUUAUCAUGACUGAGAAAUGAAAGUGUUAUAUUACUAUUUAAUUGAAAAAUAGAAAUAAUGUAUUAUUGAAUAUAUUAUACUUAAUUAAUGGACUCAGGUUGAAGAGUUGGUUAGUAAUUUUAAGAGAACUGGAAGUGGUGAUAAUGUGGUGUAUAGGAGUCGUUCGGUCAUCAUUGGGUGAUGUUGUGUCAUCAUCUGUUGGUUACUUGGAUCACCCACUUGAUCACACUCUAUCAGCCAAUGGUGACAAGUAAGGCAUCUGUAGACAAAUCCACUUACUUAGGUGUAUAAAUCAUUAUCAGUCAUUUGUGAUAAGUGUUUAUGCCCAUUGUUGGAGCAUUAUAAGGUUAUGGUUUAGGCAUUUGAUAUUUGGAUAUUGAUUUAUGAAUAUUAAUUCACAAGGAAAGAAAAAUAUUUUCAAUGUACUUAGCACUGAUAUUUUUUAUCCUGACAUGACUACAUUAAUAUCCCUGUACUGUACAUAUAAUUUCCUUUCUUCUUUUUUUUUUUUAAAUAUCCUUUGCAAGUUCAUAUUUUAUCUUUUCCUUGUGUAUUUUUCGUCUUCAGUGCCAGUAGUAAGGACAAGGCAGUGCGGAACAGUUGGUUAGCGUGGAACCUGACCAACUGUUUCUCAUGAGAGGUGGAUCUUACAGAUGACAUAUACUAUGACAAAACUUCCUAAUGGACAGUGAGCUUAUUUACUUGUGCUUUUUCGCGGGGGCACAGAGAUAGUGAAGCUGUUAUCUGUGGGGUCCAGUUCCAGCACUGACAUACAGCAGUCUACUACUUGGUAUGAAGGUGCAGCACAUCUUGUAUGAUGAAAUGCCUUCCUAUCUUUUGUAUUAAGUCAUUGUCAGUCUUUAUUUUUAUUUUUUACUUUUUUUUUUAGUGUAGGGUCAAAGCUUAUUCGCUUGAAUGCUUCCUGAUGCAAAUUAUUUGGUUUGGCUGGCCAGGGAAGAUUUUUUAUGUGGAUAUAAAAUAAAGAUUUGAUGGGUCAUAUGUUGAACUUUAGUGCCUGAACUAGAUUUACCUAGUUUGUGCAGGCUGUGACGUUUGUGCCAUAGAUAUGUGACCAGCCAAUAGGGAUUAAGAGUGCUAAUGCCUAGCCAAUCAAAAAAUUUUGCCCAGUCAUUGGGGAACAGAAAUGCUAAUGCCCAGCCAAUCAAAACUGCUUUACCACCAAACCAUAGCAGCCUCGGACUUCCAUCCACUAGCAUCGCUUUCGCCAGUGUAGCAGAGCACGCGCUGAGGGCAGUCGUUUAUACCAUGGUGUGAGUUCAAUUCAUACAAAUAUAUGUGUUCUUAUA